AUGGAUAACAGAUUUGACAACAACAACAACAACAACAACAACAUGUGCAGGCACAGGGGUGCGAUGAGUGUGAGACUCUACAGGACAGCACAGACCACUCCCUUCUUGAAUGAACCAUGCUUCCAAGAACAUUUACCAGAAUCAUUUGCAAGGCACAGGAGGCUCGUGACAGCUGAGGUGCUGCCAGGUGCGAGUGGACUCUGGGUGAGGUGCUCCCUUCCCUAAUCUGGUCACCCCACUUUUUUCCCUCUUUGUUGCUGCUCUCACAUGGUUUUUAACAUAGUCAUCUCAGCAAUGGGGCUUUACAGACUUUACAAUUCUAUGAUUUCAUACAUAAAUCCCUUUCAUCUCAUUUUCACAUUGGUCUGCAAACUUUUUUUGUGUAAAAAACCCCCUGCAUAAUAUUUUGCACAAAAUAUUAUUCAAAUAGUAUAUAUAUUCCAUCACAAAAUACAUUUAAUUAUGGGAUCUGUGGGGAAAGCCUUGCUGAUUGUGUCAUGGCCACCAGAAGUCCAUCUUGCUAGCUACAUGGCGACGGGCCUUCUUUGUGGUGGCACCUACCCUAUGGAGGAACCUCACUUCAGAGAUUAGGCCAGCACCAACAGCUGAGUGCUUUUACCACCCAUCAGAGGAUCCCCUUUUCACCCAAGCAUUCUCUAGCCACCAAUCGCAGUACUUCAGCACCUUCAACAGCUGAAAACUUAUGGUUUUCAAACACUUCCUGCUGGUGUUUCGUUGUAAUGUUUUAUUACAGCAUUACUGCUGUCUGAUGGUUGUGAAUGCUUUGGUAGCCACUGAAUGAAAAUGACUGAAAAAACAAACAAACUUUUUUCUGUUCCUUUUAAGUUCAAACCCGAGACUGUGAUGUCUGAAGGAUAAUUGCAUUGGUCUGGGAGGCGCAGAUCAAGUUUGCACCGUUAACUCGAAUUCGUCAAGCAUCCCUAAGUGCACUAAAAUAUUCAGAACUGUAGCCAUUUACAUAGAACUUGAUUAAACCAUUCUAAUAUAUGGAGCUUUACUUUUUCCCCAGGCCCUGUGCUUUGGUUACAGUUAUGUGCUUCUACAUUUAACUGAAGUUUUGCCAGACAGCUGAGGCCUUGCAUACAUCAGACAUACAUGCAACCUCUAUGUGCUUCUAAGUAGAGCACUGCUUCUGAUUAUUUCAAGUACAGGUAGGUAAAAUGCACCCGUGAGAACUCAUUCAAAGUUAAUAAGGUCCAGACAGAUACAGUUCCUGCGUUGCUUUCAUCUUUACUUUCCUCUUCUAGCAGCCAUUUCAGCUGAAAGCUGUGAACGGUGCUCAUCAGCCUCCAGCCAAAAGAGGGAACCCUCACGAGAAACUUUUUUUAAAUGAAAGAAACCACAUCAAUCCAAAAGGAAAACACCAGUGACUCUAUUUGUGAGGGUUCCCCCUUCUUCCCCCACCCCUCCACCCCCAGCAGAGGAAUUCCCCUUGAGAUCUGUAAACAUGUUUAUCUCGAGGAUGCGAAGCUGAGAAGGCAACGUGACCCAGGAGGACCAAACGCUCAUUGAGGAAGAAGAGGUGGCCUUGCUAGGAAUCGCUCAAAACUUACGGGACCUUUCUAAUGUUGGUGAGACCAGUCCUGGUGAGAUGGGAGGGGCGAGCCAGCAAAGUUCAAGAGCACGGAUGGGUAGCAGGGAGGUUGCACCUCAUGGUAACUCCAGAUAAUGUUGUUUACUGGUCCUUCGGAAAAAAAGUUGCAUCUAGACCCACCAGGAACACCCCUGAUGCCAGGUGGUCCGGCAAGAUUAAAGCAGCAGCCAUGAGUCAGGACUUUGAAGCUCCUCUGGAGAGCUCUCUCGUCUCAUUACCGCCUGUUGCAGGCUGUAGGGAACCGCUAAGGAGACAGGGGUUCCACAGAGCGGCAGAAAGACCCCUGGCUUGAACCUUCUCUGCCUUCCCAUCGAGGUCUCUCUGCAAGCAUACAGGUAGGGGAGCUUAUAUAAUAAGUUGGUUCUUCAAGGGAGCCUAUGGAGGGGGCUGAGGGUGGAGAUUGCUGGACAUGGAAGGGAGGGCAAUGUGAGAGGAGGGAGAAGAGGCUGCUCUUGGAAGGGGCCAAGGAACCCUUUGAGAAGCUUGGUGCCUACAAAAAAUCCCAGUUGGCCAUUCUUGCUGUGACUGAUGGAAGUUGUAGUUCCCCAUACCUUCUUCAGAGCAUUUAUUCUAAAUUGUUGUUGUUUAGUCGUUUAGUCGUGUCCGACUCUUCGUGACCCCAUGGACCAGAGCACGCCAGGCACUCCUGUCUUCCACUGCUUCCCGCAGUUUGGUCAAACUCAUGCUGGUAGCUUCGAGAACACUGUCCAACCAUCUCGUCCUCUGUCGUCUCCUUCUCCUUGUGCCCUCCAUCUUUCCCAACAUCAGGGUCUUUUCCAGGGAGUCUUCUCUUCUCAUGAGGUGGCCAAAGUAUUGGAGCCUCAGCUUCACAGUCUGUCCUUCCAGUGAGCACUCAGGGCUGAUUUCCUUAAGAAUGGAUACGUUUGAUCUUCUUGCAGUCCAUGGGACUCUCAAGAGUCUCCUCCAGCACCAUAAUUCAAAAGCAUCAAUUCUUCGGCGAUUAUUCUAAAUACUCCCCCCCAAAAAAAAAUCUCAAGGAGGUUUGAGGAGCCUCCAACAAUUUUUCUCCACCAGCUGUUUGGUCUUUGCUUGGACUUCUGAGGCAUGUCCCAUCUUUGCUUCUCUCUCUUUCUUAGGAAAGUAGUUGCAGGUUACUGCUUUUUUUUCCCCUGCAAAGAAAGGAACCUGCUUUGUGUGCUUGCAAAAGUUGGUUGGUUUCCUCUUUGCGAUGUGCAGCUCCUUGUUUCUGGUGUGGGUCUGCAAGCUGUCGACAGCAUCCUUUUCAACGCUCUAGUCUUCAAAAGGAGGGGGUGGAGGUCACAGUGUACAAACCCUUCUGUAAUGAAAUGUUGGGAUACUUUAUGGAAGGUUGUAAAUGUUGAAGAGCUAUGAAUGUCACUUUUGGACAAACAAGGAGUUUGUAAGAAGUUAGCAUCUCUCUUCCAUUGAUGCUUUCCUAUGAGAAUAAUGAAAUUGCCUUGCUGGAUCCGACCAAAGGUCUGUUUAAGAUUCAUGCCUACCUCAGAGUAAGUCCCACUGUACUCAGUGGGGCUUAUUUCUGAGGAGACACAUAUAGGAUCAGACUGUUAGUCCAACCCCCUCUCUCUGAACAGUGACCGGCUAGAUUAAGAACAUAAAAACAGCCCUGCUGAAUUAGGCCAAUGACCCAUCCAGUCCAACAUCCUGUUCUCACAAUGACCAAUCAGAUAUUUAUGGGAAGCCCAAAAGCAAGACCUUAGUGCAACAGCACCUUCCCUGGCUCCAGCUUCCAACAAGGGAGGCAGAAUAUAUCCAUUGUGGCCAAAGUACUCUGGGAAGUUUGUAAUCAAACCAACUCUCAUAAUUGAUAUACUUAUCCCUUGUGAAUUCAUAUUCCCUUUUGCAAAACCUGUCUAAGCAAAUGGUCGUCGUCUCCAAAUGUUUUUGAAAUUCAUUCCAGAAGUUAAAGACAUUGGUGUUGUGGGAAGAAAUACUUCCUUUAGCUUGUCCUGAACCUAAUGCUUAUCAAAUCCAUUGGAUUACUCUGUGAUCUAUUUUUUGGGGGGGGGGGUUGGGGGUGCUGGGUGGUUUUUGUCUCUUCACUUUCUCUGCAACACCAUGUAUUUCUCUCCAUCCCUGGCUGACUUUAAAAUCAUGGAUAGAGAACAUGUGGUAAUAGAUACUGGACUCCAACUCCCAUGAGCCUCAGUCAAUGGUCUGCGAUGAUGGGAGUUGUAGUCCCUCCAGCACCCCAGCUUUAGCCCAUACAUUUAGCCCUACAUUUGCAUGGAACAUGCUCCAAUGCCUGCUCUUUUUAAGCUGUGCUUCUCUUUUAGCUUCACCAGCUUUACAGUGCCUUUUUAUCAGAUGAUGAAAAUGGAACUGCCUGGUGCUCUUGUUGCAUAGAAUAGUCAUUCCAUAGAGACAUAGUUGUCUAGUGACUAGGCUUUGCAAUAGGCGUAUUCUGACUAAAGUCAUGGAUUCUCUUAAAAAAAAACAACAACGGUAGGCGAGAGAUGUUUUGGAGAUAUCUGCCAUAGAUUACAGCUGGUUUCCAGCAUAGGAAGCUGCCUGAUGAUGAAUUGGACCAUUGGUUCAUGUAGUUCAGUAUUGCCUACACCAGCAGUGGGGAACCAUUUUCGGCCUGAGGGCCACCUUCCUCUCUGUGCAACUAUCUAAGGGCCACAUGCCAAAGGUGGGUGGAGCCAGAGGCAAACAUGGGCGGAGCAACAAAUGUAAGUUUCUCUGCAUACCCCUCUCUGUCCUCCAUGCAGGCAACCAAGAUGCAUUAUCUGAGUUCAAAGACACACCCCAGUCAUGUGACUGAAGAGUGGGUGUGGCCUGGGGAGAGUCUAGAGCAGCUUUUCUCAACCUUGGGUCACCAGAUAUUCUUGAGCUACAACUCCCUUCAUCUCUGACCUUUGGCCAUGUUGGAUAGGAAUGGUGUGAGUUGUAGUCCAGCACCGUCUAAGGACCCAAGGCUGAGAAAGGCUGGUUGACUCUAGAGGGCCAAAUAGAGAAGGCUGCAUCUGCCCCCCUCCACCAAGCCUAACAUUCUCCCAACAGAUCUACACUGGCUGGCAUUGGUGCUCCAGGAUUUCAGAUGGGAAUGUUCCCAGCCCUACCUAGAGACAUUUGGAAAUGAUCCCAGGCCCUUCUGCAUGCUCUAACACUGAGCUAUUCCUGCUUUCGAUAUCUCUUAGCAUCUAUUAGUCCAGAUUGCAGAAGGAAAUGGAGGCAUGAUGACUGAGGGCAGUGAUGGACAAACUUGGCUCUCCAUCUGUUUUGAGACUACAACUCCCACCAUCCCUAGCUAACAGGACCAGUGGUCAGGGUGAUGGGAAUUGUAGUCCAUAAACAGCUGGAGGGCCAAGUUUGGCCAUCACUGACCGAGGGUAACAAGGUGAAAAACUUUCAUAUGGGCAUGCUUGAGAACUGUUGAAGGAAGGAACUGUUGCUUGCUCAUGCUGGCUUUAGCUGAAGGUAGAAGAAGCAAAGCCUGCCAAUGGAGUGAGGUGUGGGGUGGUCUUCUGUAUGAGGAUUUGGCAGUGGAAGGAGGGGUGGAAGGGAGUCUGAGCAUUAACCCAUCUAGAAAUUAGAAAGCGGAGGGCAAACAGGAGAAUUGCUUGACUCACAGAGCUGGGCAAUACUCUGUGGGCCAUCACAUUCAAUGCUUUGUAUUUAAAUGGGACCGUGUGCCUAUAAAGCAUCUCAACAUGCACCUGUUCAGUCUUCCCUUUGUACACUUGCCAAUGAAGGGGUCUCUGCAGCAGCAGCAUCCCUCGGGGGCUUAGUCCAUUGCAGCAUUGCUUUUGCAGCUCCAUCAGCUGGUGCAUAAGGAGCUCAGCCCAGCUUGCGCAGGAGGGAAAAGAUAAAGUUUAUCUAAGGUGUGGUACCAUAGAACUCCAUUAACUUAACAUGCAGUCCCUCAAAGCUCUUUUUUUUUAAAGAGCCAAAUUAGGUAUUACAUAAAAGCUCAAAUUGUGGACUGGAGCACUUUGUACAUAUUGAUUAGCAACUAUCUGGGGUUUUUUGGGGGGGGAGGAAGUUGAUAAUUUGCAUCACCAGGGCAACAUUCCUUAUAGAGCUUCUUUUCUUAAAAUGAGAGCUGUGGUUGCUCAAGUUGAUGUGGAAGCCACAGGGACCCUCUAAACUGGAAGCCAAUUUUGCAGGGGUGGGGCCAAAGCUUAGAUAUGAUUGCAGUUUCUCAAUGGGACCAAGGAUUUUGCACAUGCCCAGAGACACUCAGUAAAUUGCUUCGUGUGAUUCCAGGGCUGGACUCCUGGCAAGAGACACCAGGUUGUGGGUCUAAGCCCUCCUGAGCCCUGCUUUGAAUUAUAUCUUGCCUUCCUCAUAGACUGGCUGGUACAGCAGGGCAAAUAGGGCUUGAGUGUGCAUAAGAAGUCCCUGAGGUUUGAAUAGCGAUCAGGAGAAAUACAUCAGUGUCCGCGUUUUUAUGCAAACCUACCCAACUUGCACUUUCCAAACCAAUAGUGAAUGAAAAUGCAGCUUUGAAACUUGCAUUUUGAAAUUUGCACCCUGUGGUGUAGUUCUCCAAACAAAGAAUGUACAUUAGAGAAAGGUGCAGAAUUUCACUAAUAUAGUUAAAAUAAUGUGCAAAAUGCAUCAUAUUAUGGUUAAAUUGCUUGUAAAAAUAUAUAUUUUUGUGACCUCAGCUGUUCUGCUGUGCCCUCAUAAAUGUUGGUGCUAGCAGCACAGGAGAGAGCAAUCUCUGUGGUAGUUCAGAAGUUGUGGAAUUCCCCCUCCCCCCUGCCGCCACCAAAAAUAGUGAUUCUGGCACUGCCAUUAUGCAGACACAUCUCUUUACCUCGGUUGAGGUAUAGACAUCUAAUUUGUUUUAAUCAGUUUUUAAUAUUGCAUUCUUAAACUGCUUGAAGCUGAUGGGGUGGUGAAGGGUUGGCAGGAAAUCAUUUUUUUAAAGAUUAAUUUAUAAUAAUAUCUUAGUCAAAAAUUGCAUACAUGAAAUUGUAUAUUAGAUAAAAGUCUCAAGGAAAUGCCCUUGAAUUUUCAUGUAGAGAACGGAACUGAAAGUUGGAAAAAUAUUGGUUUCCCAAUUUUCGAACCAAAGACUUCUUAGUUCGUAGCUCAGCCUGCUAGCUUCUAUGCUCUCCUAGACAGUGACUUUGCUGAGAUGCUGAAGAUAAGUUUGGCACGGAACAGCCCCUGCUUUUACCCCAUUGGAAAUUGGACCACAAAGGGGGUGCAGAAUCAAGAAAAGUCUGGCUUCUUGCAAUGGCUUUUUGCACUCUCUGGCUAGGUGACUAAGCAGAGACAAUUCCUUUAGUAUGCUAGGCUCCGGCAGCCCCCCUGACUCAGCAACUUUUGCUGAACAGCGCCUCCUAGUGCUUCAGAAAAUGUAUUUCAACUCAGUGUACGGUGAUGGGGGUGUGUGCGGCAAAUCCCAUGCUAGAGAUUAUUAGGAAAGGGACUGAAAAUUAACCUGCUAGCAUUGUUGAGAUUAAUAUGCCCUGGAGCCAAGUGAGGAUUCCCAGGUAAAAUCCUCCCUCUAUUGUGUGGGCAGGUAAUCCCUCCCCCUACCUGGCCUGGUCUCCUUGGCAACGCUUCCCCCAGGUGGGAUUGGACAACUGACUGAGGUAGGCGGGGACCUCCAGGUAUCCCACCUGAGGGAAGGCAAAGCCAAGCCUAUGCUGAUGGGGCCGCUCCAGAUCUAGGGCUGCGCGCGUCCACGCAAAGGGCGCCCCCCGUUUUAAGCGGGGAGCGGUCAUUGUUGAGAUUAAUAUGUCUUCAUAUAAAUCUGUAAUGCAGCUGCACAGUUCUGAACAAAUCAUCUAAAAAAAAGAUAUCACAGAACUGGAAAAAGGUGCAGAAAAGUGUAACAAAUAUGAUCAGGGCCUGCUGGACACCUGUUCUAUGGGGAAAGGUUGACGCAUUUGGGUCUUUUUAGAUGACUGAAUGGGACACCAUGGAAGAUUAUAAAAUAAUUCUUGAUAAGAAGAAUAUGAAUAUUUUUUUCUCUUCCUCCGAUCAUGCAAGGUUUUUAUAUAUAUAUUGUUUGGUUUCAAAACAAGCUGCACAAAUAUUAAAAUAAAUUCCCAUAAUAAAAAAUAUACAGUAAAACAAUGUUAAAAUAUUAAAAUAGAAAUAUAUUUUAAUAUAAGCAGCUUGAGGUUAUUUGGUUAAACUAAUUGGUGGUAGAUUCAGGAGAGAGAAAAUCCAUACACUGGCAUAACUUGCCCCUCCAUCUCAGGUCUCCAUAAGGGACAGCUACAUAUUCCCGCAUUGCAGGGGGUUGGACUAGAUGAUCCUCAGAGUUCCUUCCAACUCUAUGUUUCUAUGAUUCUGGCUCAGCCCAGCUAAACUGAAGCAACCUGAUCCAGGUGUAAGUCCCCACAAAACAGCAUUCUGUGGGCGUGAUGGGAGCAAGAGCAGAGAGGCUGGAUUCUAAAUAGAAUAAACCUGCAAACAGGAAGUGUUUAAUUAAAGGCAACAGAGCCUCUGCGCUUUGCCUUUCUGCAAUAGGCAAGUUAUGGGGCUAUUACAUUUUAUUAUCCCCAAAUCAGGUCUAGGUAAACACCAGGAGCCAACAGUGGGAUGCAAUGGGCAGAGACCUAUAUUUUCUGGAAGAUCCAUAAAAAGUGAGAAAACAAAGGAUGGUAAUUCCAAAGGAAAUGGCUAAAUCUGAAGCAACCAAAGAGAGGAUUCAAAUGGUUUGCUGUUGGUUAUAUUCAGCUGGUUAUAUUCACUGUAGGGCAGAGGGGCUGUAAGGACUUGUAGUGAUUGCCAUGGGAGUCUCUAGGUACCAUAUAGACAAAGUUGGCUUCUGUUUUCUUCCAAGAAAAAAGCAGGGCAGUCAAUAUGCUCUUAAGUUAUCUCUUCUAGGACAAAGACCCACAACUAUCAGUUCAUGAUCCUAAACUACCUAACUUGUUCAUCUUCCUUUCGGAUUUCCAACAGAUCCAGCCAACCAGGGGAUGUUACCUCCAGGCUAAGCGUUAGGAAGAGAACAAGAAGUACACGGAAAGAGUGGACGGAAGCCCAAAGGGAAUGACAGCUCAGACGCAGGUGGGGAAAAACAAAAACAAAGACUACACUUCCAUAAGAAUGUUGUGGGUGAAGCUUAAAAAUGAGGACUAGCGCCUUGAACUUUGUGCAAAGAAUGUCAGGUUACCCCUGUUAGGCUAACACAGAGGUUUGUGAUCAAGAACAUUUAAUAGCUGCUUUAUAGAGUAUUUAAAUGAUAAUUCCUUUGUCUUCCCCCUCCUCCCGUGCCAGGACUAUGAAGCUGACAUUCAGAGGGAAAUAGAUAUUGAAGGAUACGACGACCCUGCAGUGAAACACUCCAACAUGUCGCUUGCAACCGAAAGCGGUGAGUAAUCCAAAUCCCUUGAAGAAGAAGAGAAACAAGAUCUUCACUGGCCAAGCAAAGAAGUGAGAAAUCACACUGCAGGAGCCUUGCAAACAGCAACCUAGAAUUUAGUGUUUCAGGAUGUACCUGAGUAAGCCUGACUAAGAUGGAAUCUGGAAACAGGAACACAAACAUCUUUGACAGGCAUUCCAGCUUGGAAGGAACACAUGGGCUGAAUUACAGCGUCCUCACAUCUAAAUUAAUUCAAGGAAAUUCAGAUUGUAUUGAGGUUUCCAAACUAUGUUUGGAGUUUUGUCGUAAGCUUAUUGAAGUUCCUCAAUAAGGAGAUCAGUAAUGAAAGACAAGACAAAUUUCCCAGGAAAGGAGCUUGCUUCCACCACCUCUCUUUCCUUACAGUUUGUUACCUAGGGAGUGUCUUGGGUAAAUUCUAGCUAGGAAAUGUGGAAAGAAAUUUGCUUCGGUUCAUCUUUUCAUGUGAACCUACCUAAUGCAUUGUUCAUGAAACAAUGUGCAAAUAGAAAAAAACCACCAUCAUCAUUUGAAAUUCACACUUCUCUGAAUUUUGCGAUGCAGUUCUCCAAUGUGCAAAAAUGCACAUAUUGGGAGGGGGAAAUAUACAUCAAAUUACAUAUAUUAAUGAAAAAAACCUAAUGCAUUUGUGCACCUUAAAGAAAAUUGCUUGCAGAAAUGUGUACAUUAUGCCAAAGUGCAUAGGAAAAGGUGUGUAUUAGGUGAAUAUUCAUGAGGAAUUGCAAACUGAUGCAGAAAUGUGGCAAAUUGAAUUUAAUAUUGGAAAAAGGAGAAAGUUAGAGAAAGAGAAAUGCUCAAAUUCAGCCCUCCCUAACUGAGCAUGGCUAAUUUACCCAGGACAAUGGCAGAGCCAGAGUACAGUUGCCUGGCCGGUUCCUUGCUCCUUAAACAUCAAUGGAGUGUGGAAUGUGCACUGGAUUUCAGUGUCCUCUGCAGCGACACACCAGGUCUCCACGGCAGAAGCUCAGGGAGGUUUCUCAGCAGGCAAAUCAUUAUGGGAAGGAUUCCCUGGAAAACUGCAGCAGGGACAAAGAGUUAAGUCCCCUCUGUGCUCCAUGUCAGGGUCUCAGUCCAGAGCAGCUCCCCUCCCUCCCCCAAGACACAGCCCCCAACUAUGAGAGGAGCAAUUCUUAAAGGCGGAAUCAUGUGAGCAACCUAAUGUAUAAUGUUAGAUUGAAAGAAAGAUAGGUGUCGAGGGGAGAUUGUGUUGCACUGGGAAGGGGCGGGGGGGGUGAGAAGGGAUGAAGGAGGCAUGCUACUUCAGGUGAACCAACUGCUAAUUACUGUUUGACCUCUGAACUUGCUGUAAGAAGAAUGACCCAAGGUGGAAGCAGUGGAUAAGCAAAGGAUCUACUGGCUCGUCUCGCCUCUGUUUCUUGUUACUAACUGCCUAAAUGGUCUUGUACCCAAACUCUGAAAGAUCUGCUGCAGCGCAUCUCUAUUUCACUUGCUCUAACCAGUGCAGAUUCACCCCAAAUGCGCCUUCUUGACUCGUUCUCGGCAGCUUCCUUCCCAGUGCAAAUAGAACCUGGGUCAGAUGAGCAGAGGUGGCCCUAGAAUUGGGCGGAGAGAGGCAGCUGUCUCCGGUGGCAGACACAGGGGGGCGGGGAGGUGAGGAAGGUCUGUUGCAGUGAAUGUACGUUGCAUGCAGAAGGUCCCAGGUUCGAUUCCUGACACCUCCAGAUAGGGUUGGGAAUCUCCAGUUCUUGAAACCUUGGAGAGCCACUUCCAAUCAAUGUGGGUGGACCAAUGGUUUGAUGUUGGCAGUCAGCUAGAUGGACCAAAGAUCUGACUUGGAUAUAUAUAGAGGGCCUUUCUAUGCGCUAUUCCCAAUUCCACAUGUUGUCUUCUAUGUUGGAUUUAUGCUCCAUGGGGAUAGGAGCGUUCCUGAACUUGAUACGUCUUAGCAUUGCAUUCAAUGGUGGCAUUUGGGUUGUGGCAGUGGCAAUGGCAUUCGCUGGAAACACGUACCCUUGUCAUAAAAUGAUUCUGAACAACCAUACAUGAAAAUACAUAAAACCCAGCACAUUUUGCAUACCAUGUUAGGCUUGCUAUUUGUGUUUGGGUUCUUACACACUUUCUUAAUUCCUAGUUCUUAUUCACAUCCCUCUUCCCUUGCAGUGGGAGAGGGCAGAAUGGGGACCAUGUGUGCAUGUAGAAGAGAGAAACUCUUCUAUCACAGAGUUUAUACCAAGGUUUCAAACCAUGGUCAGGACCUUGUUUUCAUUCAGAUCCCUCUGUUCCCAUCCACACAAUAAAUUCAAAGCAUUCUUAUAGCUUUGGACAGUCAUGGCCUCCCCCCAAAGAAUCCUGGGAACUAACAAAAAUACAGCCCGUAACAAAAUACAGUUCGCGGGCUUUUAAUAUUAAUGACCAGUAUCAAAAGCUUCUCUCUCUUAAAGUUGUUGUGAAAGAAAGUGCAAUAAAUGAUGGGAAGCACUAUGCAAAACAAGUCACAAAAAACGCAGUGCUAAUCUUAGUAGUAAGUGGCAGUGCUGCCUGGGUUGAACAGAUAGUUGUUGUGCCUGUGAGCUGGACCAUGUCUCUUGCUUACAAUUUUCUGGUUGCUGUUUGUGUGUUCCAAGCAAUGGCCUUGAGUUCUGGCAUCCUCUGCUUUCCCAUUCCCCAACCUGUUGUCUUGGGACAGGAAUGGUGUGUGAUACAAAGAAUGAAGGCUAGCACUUUUCUCCUCCUCCCAGAGUCACAUCCUCAUCAUACGUUUCAAGCACAUCGUCAGCCUGGAUAGCUCAGUUGGUUAGAGCAUGCUGCGGAUAACACCAAGGUUGCAGGUUCGAUCCCCCUAUGGGACAGCUGCCUAUUCCUGCAUUGGUGGGAGUUGAACUAAAUAAUCCUCAGGGAGCCUUCCAACUCUACAACUGUAUGAUUCUAUGAAGCAACUGGCUUCCCUCAAAGAAUCGGGGGCCUGUAGUUUAACCCUCACAGGGCUACAAUUCCCAGCACCCUUAACCAACUGCAGUUCCCAGGAUUCCUUAAGGGUGCUGAAUGUAUGGUAUGGAUGUGGCCUGUGUUCUCUAGGGGACUGAGCUGAGCAACUUGUGUACUGGCUCCUUUCAGACAUUUCUGAAUUUAGAGUAAGAGUUCAUUUCCCCUGCACAGCUCUUUACCCCUUCCUCAAGAAGGCAGGCAGGUCAGCUCCAAAGGCAGACAUUCUUCAACCUAGGCAUGAUGCUAAAAGAAGUUUUGCAGGAAAGCAACCAGAUUAUGAACCCCGUAAUCACCUUCAGCAUGACUUAAUGACACUUUGCCCAUACCCUGCUGGGUCUGCAUCCCCUUAGUUCAUGCCAAAGCAUUUCAGAGUGUUACCUGGCUGUGACAGUGGAGUAAUUUUUGCAAAACAAACCCUAGUCAAGGAACCAGGGGCCCAUGUUGUCCUCCCACCUCCACCCCCCAUUUCUGUACUUUCAGAUCACCAAGUCAGCGCUUGCCAGCGUCUCUUUAUGGUGUGUGUCUCUUUCUGUCGUUCCUCCUGGCCUGGUCACCGCCGGAGAGCGUAUCACCUGAGUAGGAGAAGGAGGAUGGAAAGGGUAUCCCCCUCAGGGAAGGCAGGACACUUUCAGAGCUGUGAGGACAAUGGACCAAGUGAGUGCCAUGCGGUGGCAUUUUCAGUGCAGUGAUGAUGUUGUGUAGUAGCUAAAAGAUUGAGCUGCAAAACCAGGUUUUCCCUUUUUAAACAAAAACAAAAACAUUCUGCCUCUGCCAUGAACUAACUCAUACUAAGUGACCUUAGGCAAGCUAACAUUGUGUAACACCCGUACCAUAUAUUGAAAGCACCUGGCUUCCCCCCAAAACCCUGUGAACUGUAGAUCACCCCUCACAGAACUAUUGCAAGGAAGGUUAUGAAGAGAGUUAUUAGUUAAGAUAAUUAAAAGUAACAGUGAAAUUAAGAAAUGCAAAUUAAGUGAAAAAGACUGGAAAAUUUUCAGAUGUGAUUGAUGGAAGUCUAAAAAUUGUAUAAGAUAUGAAAUUAUGUUAAAUGACUGUUGAAAAUGAUAUGUUAAAAACUAAUAAAAAGGAAAAAAGAAAGCACGUGGCUUCUCCCAAAGAACCCUGGGAACUGUAGAUCACCCCUCACAGAACUACAAUUCCCAGUACCCUUAACAAACUACAGUUCCCAGGAUUCUUUGGGGGAAGAUGUAUGACCUUGGUCUCAGUUUCCUAUCUGCACUAUGGGGGGGAAUAAUACUAAUUUACUUCAUAGUAACACUUCUGAAUACCAGUUACUGGGAACCACAGGAGGGGAGAGGGCUCUUGCGCUCGAAUCCUGCUUGCUGGUUUCCCACAGGCAUCUGGUUGGCCACUGUGAGAACAGGAUGCUGAACGAAAUGGCUCUCUGGCCUGAUCCAGCAGGUUCUUCUUAUCUUCUUCAUACAUACUGUGCAGUUGAAUACUGUAGCUUCAAUCUAAGCAGUGAGCAAUAUGGAUAGAACAUACAGCAUAAAAUCAAUUAAAAUUAAGCAUACGGAUUGUAUGGGAAGUGCUUUGAAGACUCUAAAGGUUUGGUAUAACUGUUCAAAACAAUUAAGGUGGCACCUUCAGAAAUGAAUUGUGAGGGGGAAGAGUGCAAAAUUCCUGGGUAAUUAGCAGAGAAAUCAUCUCAGCCUCACAGAUAAUUGUAAAGAACGCUUUUUUAAAAACAGUCAAAAACCCACACCAAAGUUUUAAAAGAAUUCUGCAGUCUGAGUGCACCAUGCAAAUAAUUUAUGGAAAUGAGUGCAGACCUAUGCACGUUACAGAAUUACUUUUAAGUUCCCUUCUGGCUUCUGUUAUUUCUGCAGGCAUUGCCAAUAUGAUUUGAAACCUAUCUUUGCAGCUGUGACAGCUAGAAACUUGCAUAUACAUAUAUAUAUACAGAGAGAGAGAAAGAGAGAGAAAUUAAACAUUACAUGCGAAGAUGUGAAAGAAAGCCGUCAUGGGUGCUUUUUGUUUUUUUACAAAAACAGUGGCAUUGGGAGAAUGAAGGAACAUUAGUGAAAGAUAUUUAACAUUUUCACCACCGCUAAUGUUCCAAUCCAAAUGGUGACACCCCACCUCCUGACUUCCUUUCCCCACAGUUACAGAAGUAUGUAUGUAUAUGGGGGAAAUAACGGAAAAACAUCAGGAAUCCCACGAGGGGUAGAGCAGGGCAAUAUGGUGUAGGUAUGCCCACUGGAUAAAGAUCUACAGACCUAUGCAGCUAAAUACUACUCCCUGUUCUCUUGCGUCUCUGCUCAGAAUCAUGCCCUCUCAAGGUCACUGGCAAAAUGUUUAAGACUGAGGCUUUUUGAACCUUGGAGAGGUAAAUAGGCCCAGCUGAUUGGCACUGGGAACAGCUGAGGAGCAAGCCAAUCACUGCAGUCCUUGGCUGUGUCCAGCACCAAUCACCUGAGGAAAGGUGAACAGGUGAACAGUGGUGUUGCAGUAAUCCCCCCCCUGCCUCCCCCCCACUGGCUAUCUCAUUGGUGCAAGGAAUAGCUGAGGAGUGUACACACCAAUUUUUGAUCAAGUGUUGAUCAGUGAUCAGUGCCAAAGACCUGGGGAGGGGAACUGUGGGCCACAUAGAAGUCAGCCAAGGGCCACAUUAUGGUAUGCAGGUUGCCCUUAUGUGAUAUAGGACCACACCCCAGCCAAUCAGAAGGCUGGGCUGGGAGCCAAUCUGGGCUAAAGGUUACCUGAGAUGCUUUAUGACCGGGACUAUGACCUCUGCUUCUCGUCCUGUGGAAGCUGGUCCAUACCGGACAGCAGCCACCUUACAUUUUGCUCUGUGAGUUUUUUCUCCUUAUCAGGCAAUCAGUAACCCACAAGGAUGUUUGCUUUCAGCUUCUCCUUGAAUGCUUCUGCUAUUGAUGAUAAAUAAAGAUUUUGUUUGAAAUGAAGACAGAAGCCAUUGGGUGCGAGCUGUUUCUGUUUACAGUUGGUUAAAAGCAGCUCUUUGGGUUAUUGGUGUGUAUGUGUGUGUGAGAGAACGGAUGAAUGUGAGCAAUAUGAAGAACCAUUUAACACUGUUUCAGUGUAGGCAGUUGCCUGACUCCAUCACUCUCAACAUCAUAAUUUUUUUAGCACCAUCAGUGUGCAAAUGGUGGUUUGCAGAGUGAACAUGACCCAAAGUGCAGCUGGCUGCCACAACAAACUGAGAAAUUCUUUUUGAACAAUGGAAAUAAGGAUGGUGGAGGGAUGGUGGACGUAAUAGAUAUGUCCAAACACAGUUACACAAAGUGAAGAUUCAGUUCAGGAUGAAGACUAAGGGGGAUAAAUCAAAGAUCUAAGGAGUUUUGAGGCAGGAUUUGAAGUGGGAGGGAGGUAGUGGUUUGGAAAGGAGCUCCAGACCAGACACAGGGGGCAGCAAAAGAUGAUGGUUGGAUGUGUUUAAGGCAGUAGGUGGUAUCCAUCCACUAAUGCAAGGAUUUCAGCUUGCUCAACGCAAGUUCCCCUACUUCUCCUCCAAAGGCACUCAGUGACUGGUAAAUGCCAGGCACGUGUUUCUAACUUUUGUAAGAUUAAAUAUUAUUGAAUUUUAAUUAAUUUGAUGUUGUCUAUAAUUUGAUUCUAGCUGCUAUGCAAUUAUUUACACACACACAGGCAGCCUUAGGUUCCCUUGCCACAACAUUUCUUGCUACACACCUGAGUGAAGCCUGCCCCCCUAGAGCUCCUGCUCAGUUCCCUCCCCACAACUGAGCUUUCCGAGAAGUUGCCAGACAUCAUCCAGGCACUUUCAAGCCAUACUUUGUCAUUUUAAGGACCAGAGACUUGCAGAAGGAAGGCAAGAAAACAAGCAAGCAAACUGAGGUUCUCAGGGUUCUCAAUUCUGUAUCCCGUGUGCAAGUUUCUAUGCUCGUGCAGUGCAAUUUCCAAAGUUUGGAACAGACGCAGUUUCAGCACAGUAACAGUUAAAGAAGAUGGGAACCCAAUAAGGGAAGGGGGUUAAAUUCAGUUCACACUGAAAGGCUAACAUAGCUAACAGGCAUUUACCAAAGCAAUGUGUGAACAGAAACCCAGCCACCCUUGAAAACUUGCCUUUCUCUGAAUUUUGCCAUGCAGUUCUCCAGCCCAGCAAUGUGUACAUGUAGAUGAAUAUAUCAGUGAAAACAACAAUAAAAAAUGAUUUAUACUAGCGAAGAUUGCAUGCAAAAAUGUGUAUAUUAGGAGAAAUGCAUACUAAAAUACUGGUGAAUUUUCAUGAAUACUUUUUUUAAAGAAAUCACAAAGUGAUGUGGGAAUGUGAAGAACUGAAUUUAAGAUGGGAAAAAUAGAUUCACCUGUCCCUAGAUGUUGUGCUGAAUUCUACUGCACCCAUUUGCCUGCUUUUAUUCUUUCUAUUUUAUCCUGCAUCUUACUACAGUGGUACCUCAGGUUAAGUACUUACUUCGUUCUGGAGGUCCGUACUUAACCUGAAACUGUUCCGUACUUAACCUGAAAAAAGUGAGUGUUAUGGUGCAAAAAAUACGGUACUUAAUUCGUUCUGGAGGUCUGUUCUUAACCUGAAACUGUUCUUAACCUGAAGCACCACUUUAGCUAAUGGGGCCUCCCGCUGCCGCCGCGCCGCCAGAGCACGAUUUCUGUUCUCAUCCUGAAGCAAAGUUCUUAACCCGAGGUACUAUUUCUGGGUUAGUGGAGUCUGUAACCUGAAGCGUCUGUAACCUGAAGCGUAUGUAACCCGAGGUACCACUGUAUUACUUGCUUUAUCUUAUUGCUCAGUGCUGUCUGUUGCAGCUCUGCUCCUCUUAUAUACCAAGACCUUACCCAGCCGGGAACUUCACCUGGUGAUUAAUAAAGUGUCCUGGCUUAACAGUGAACUUGAAGGGCUUGUCAUGGCGUGGUAAUGAAGCACUUCUUACAACUCAACCUCUUGGAAGCCUCCAGGCUGGUCCCCUCACCUAGAUAGGAGCCCAAGGCCCCCUUUAUUUACUGUCAGCAAAGUUAGAGUGGCUUUCAAUUUACUAUGAACACAAAAACCACUUGUGACAGGAAUUUGAGGGUGGGGCCCAGGUGUCCUGCUCUCUUGCCAAAAGGGGGGUUUAUAGAGCCAAAACUCCAGGAGCUCUUUUCUUUUGGAUGCCGGACGGUGGACUGUGCCUGCUUUUUUCGGGUAUGUGGGAUAAAGCUGGUGGGGGCAGUGUGCGAUUAUGCACGGCGGUAGGAUCAGUACCAUGGCCAGAGAUUACCUUUUAAAUGCAUUUUUGUGUGGAAGAAGUUGAACGUGUGUGCAAGAAACUUUGGAUGUGGGUUGUGAGGGCUUUCUGAAAAGAAUCAGAAUUGUUUGAAGAGACUAGCACUGGGGACUUAGCACCAUCACUCUUGGUCUUGAAUGUGGAGGUGGUUGUUCCCAUGUUGGAAGUGCCAACCUUUCAUCUGGAAGCUGUUUCCCCUGAUCCAUAGAGACUUUCCACAGGAGGAUAUGCUGAAAUAAAUGCACUCUGCACCAACGCAGGGACAAUGUAAUCUAUUCUUAUACCCUACGUUUAAUCUAUUCUUCUAUCCUACGCUUAAUGGGCUGUGGCAUUGAAAGGAGAGCUGGAGCAAAACCUUGCCAUCAGCUAAGACCAGGGUUGCACAUACAGAGUUAUCAGUCUCCCCUGUUUGAAUCUUCAUUGUGGUGGGCAAAACGGGGGAAAUUUGUCGUAGAGAUACCAUCACAAUUUGCGAUUCGCAAAGAGGGCAACAUUCUUUCUUGAACAGCGAGGGAUAUAUUUGGUACUGACAAUUUGUAGUGUAAUCCUGAAGAGUGUGGGGUUUUUUGUAGGGAAUUCACAGCAUAUUUGUACAUUGCAGUUGACAUACAACAAUGAAAAUCCGGUUCCAGACUCUGGUCUGGGGAGGGGAGGCUGCACUUACAUUGCAAUAUACUUUCCCUUCGGAGAAGUUGAUUUUGCUUAAACCUCAGAGCCUGAAUGGUAACUGUAUUAGGCAUCAGGUUGGUAUUUGAGAGAUUAGAGUGGCUGGUGGUGACGCUCACUGGGGUUUUCUUGUUUGAUUGUUUUCCAUUGCAAGUGGCUUGGCUUGCUUGUUUGAGGCUCCUGUUGUUGCCUCACGGGAACCAUCCACUGAUGCAAAUUCCUCUGUGAUUGUGGCACACACCAUAGUCUGGAUCUAUGGGGAAGCUUGGAACUGGCUGGUCCCAACUUUGUGUGGAACUAAAUGUGAUGGUGGCAGGUCUGUGUCUUGAAACACAAGUCACUACCAAAGAGUAAUGUGGAAGCCAUUGAAAGUGAAGAAAUUGUGCAUGGAGGUGUUGAACUCUUCAUGGGUUUGCCAUUUCUCUGUUUUGCUCUCUUACACACAGACACACAAACACACACACACACACACACAGAGAGAGAGAGAGAGAGAGAGAGCACACUUUUUUGCUUGAAAUCAUCCCCACAUUUGAAGAUAUAGCUCUGUGACAUCUGAUUCUGCCUUUUGUUCAAUGAACAGGGGUAGACUUUGGAAUGCAAUACAGUCGUACCUCGGAAGUCCGCUGCUACUUCCGUGGCUUCUGAUUGGCUGCAGGAGCUUCGUGCACCGUGGUUGCCAAAAGUUUUGGAAGUCGAACGGACUUCCAGAACGGAUUCCGUUCAACUUCUGAGGUACGACUGUAAUUGCUUUGUUGCUUCAGACCAUGGGUAGGCAAACUAUGGCCCAGGGGCUGCAGCCGGCCCAAUUGCCUUCUCAAUCUGGCCCGCGGACGGUCCGGUAAUCAGCGUGUUUUUACAUGAGUAGAAUGUGUCCUUUUAUUUAAAAUGCAUCUCUGGGUUAUUUGUGGGGCAUAGGAAUUUGUUCAUUCCCCCCCCCCAAAAAAUAUAGUCCGACCCCCCACAAGGUCUGAGGGACAGUGGACCAGCCCCCUGCUGCAAAAGUUUGCUGACCCCUGCUUCAGACCAAGGGUCCACUGAACCCAGGAGUCUAUUCUAACAGGCCUGGAGCAGACUUCCCCAACCCGGUGCCCUCCAAAUGUUUUAGACUACAACUCCCUUAAUCUCUUGCCAUUAGCUCUGCCAGUGAGGGCUGAUGGGAGUUGGAAGUCCAACAGCUGGAGGGCACCAGGUGGAGGAAGGCUGCUUUGGAAUCUCACUAACAAGAUAUGGCCUUUCCUGUCAUUUUCUUCCAAUGUCUAGUAGCUGAUAGCUGACGCAACAUAUAAUUUUUGGCUCAUGCAACGUACUAUUCUAUGUUUUAAUAAUCGGAAUGUCAAUUCAUUGAGCAAAUGGCAAAAUACGUGGAGUUAAUAUGCCAAUUUUCAAAAUAUUAAUUAUAUAUAUGCUAUUUCUUUAUGCUAAAUGGGAUGACCAUGGCAGGAAAUGCUGGCUGCUCCUACUUAUCAUAAGGGAUCAAUUUAAGCUAAGGUCUUCACUGCCUUUUGGUGGUGAGUCAUUUAGCAUGCCAUCCAGAAUUCUGCUACUUGCCCAAGCUGUGAAUAAAUAAAGAGGUGAUGUCGUUUAAUGGCUAAGAGAGUAAGCCAUGAAUCAGGAUCUCCGCAGCUCAAAAGCGAUCUAUGCAUGCCAAAUAUUUUAUUAUUAUUAAAUUGCUGACACUCUUCCAUGCUUUUAUACACAUCAAAUCACCAAAGUUUGAUUUGGAGCCCUUUUUUGAGUUCUGCAUAAUUUAGAUGUACAUUGUGUUCUUGGUGUAGUAUCAUUUUAAGGUGCUAAAUGUUAAAAUACGUAAGUCAGAGCUGCCAUGGGGUUAAGAACACCCUUUUCCUUGCCUCCCACACUCUACUCUGCAUGAAAGCCCCAGCAAUGGCUCCUUUUGCCCACUCAAGGUAUGGCAGAGAUUGUCAGAAACAAGGGCUGCUGUUUGGUCUCCAAUCCUGAAAUGCAGGGUUGCCUGGAUAGCACCUGGAAGAUCAGGAGGUGGAACCUUAUGAGAUAGAAGCAGAACCUAGUGGCGCCUAUUUGGGGCCAGACAGGAGAGCCUGUCUGUGCCUGAUAUCUCACAGCCUGGUGGACAUAGGGCUAAAACAGAAACACUGCAGCUUUUAUGCAAUUACCUGCUGCCUUUAUUUUGGCUUCUCACCCUGUGGUUUUACAUUUUUUUUGAGACUCGGAAAAUGAUGCUAAAAUCCUGAAGUUUCAGGUCAAACCCAGCAUCCUGGCAACCCCCUCUAGAACCUUUCUCAAAGAUCAGUUGCAGCAGCCAAUAUAGAUAGAGCACCAACUUCCAGAAAUUGACAGCAAGAGGACAAUACCUCUCUUAUCUUUUAAGCUCAGUAGAAAUGAAGGUCCUGACUUCUGAUAGUGGGACGAAGAAAAGAAAACAGUGGGAUUUCAAACACCUAUUCUGUUGGCUUUACAACAGCUAGACAAAUCUUUGAAUUAGGGGAACUGGAAAUAAAAAGAAGGAACUGUGAAAAAUUGCAAGAGAACCCCGAGAAACUGGGUUUGCACCAAUUAUCCUGAUUUUCUGGUACCUGUCAGGGGCACAAAAACUGUUCCCUACUUUGUCCCUGUCUUUGCCUUUUUGAAGAGAUUGAAAAUUUGGAAGCUGCCAUUUAGCUCAGUACUGUCUGUUUCGUGGAAUCGUGGAACUGUAGAGUUGGAAGGGACCAAAAGGGUCAUCUAGUCCCACCCCCUGCACUGCAGGAAUCUUUUACCCAAUGUGGGACUCGAACCCAUGACCCUGUCAGCAGCUCUCCAGGUUUUCAGGCCUACCUGGAGAUGCUGAGGCUCAAGCUUAGAACUUCCUGCAUGCAAAGGAGAUGCUCUGCCACAGAGCUGUAUCUUUCCCACUGGGGCUACAUUUUACCUUUUGGUACUUGUGAACUAGAAUGGCUAUUUUCUUGAUGUAUCAGCCCUUCCACCUGGCCUCUAGAAACUCUUGUCUCUAGUGCGCACCAUCAAUUCACACAUUUUAUUCCAUUCUGAAGGAGCGUCUCCACCCCCAUUGCUCUACCUGGACACUGAGGUCCAGUGCCGAGGGCCUUCUGGCGGUUCCCUCACUGCGAAAAGCCAAGUUACAGGGAACUAGGCAGAGGGCCUUCUCGGUGGUGGCACCCACCCCGUGGAACGCCCUCCCACCAGAUGUCAAAGAGAACAACAACUACCAGACUUUUAGAAGACAUCUGAAGGCAGCCCUGUUUAGGGAAGCUUUUAAUGUUUGAUGCAUUACUGUAUUUUAAUAUUUUGUUGGAAGCCACCCAGAGUGGCUGGGGAAGCCCAGCCAGAUGGGUGGGGUAAUAAAUAAUAAUAAUAAUAAUAAUAAUAAUAAUUAUUAUUAUUAUUAUUAUGCCUCCAGGGAGCUCUGGAUGGUUAGGCUGAGGGAGAAGAAUGACCACCUCAAAGUUACUCAGGGAACUACAUGGCUGAGUGGAGAUUUGAACCUAGGCCUUUCCAGUUGUAGUCUUAACAAUCUAGCCAGUAUGCCACCCUGAUUCUAAGGACAAAGUUGAUUCCGGAUGAGGGAUAUACACACAAAAAAAAACCCUUCUGUCACACACCUGAAGUUCACUUGGGCCACACAAGAAAGGGAACAAAGUGCAGUGAGACUUGAUUAACUAUUGAGACCCUGCAGGACAAUAGGUACAUUGCUGUGGACCUGGACAAGGAAGAUCUAGAAAAUGAAGCUUACUGGGUGUCCUUUGACAAGGCCAUAUCUGCCAGCUUAACUUUAUUUCAUAUGGUUGUUGGGGGCAUAUAGUUGGGAAAUUUCAUGCAUGCUGCAUGGAGCUUCUUGGAGGAAUUUGGGGAAGGGGUGGAAUUCAAAAGUAAUAAAUACACAUAUUUUUCUGUUGGCAGGUGGCUCCUCACCUGAGGAAGCAUUAGGAAUUGGGGAGGCUGCCCCACCACCCUCCUAUCGCAGAAACACACAUGAGGUAAGUUCCUAGGGACUGGAGAGCUUUGAAUUUUACUUUGUCUCACUAACAAGGAAGCUUUUCUUUCUGGCAGUGCUCCUUGUGUCUUUAAUGUGCUCAUUGCAGGGAUAAAUUCAACAGGUGAAACUAUUGGCCUCCCACUAAGCUAUCUCUGUACUUGGGUGUUCAGACCCAGAAACCUCCCCCCUAAAAUAAAUUCACGCUUGACUCAAAUUUUGGUUUGGUUUUUGGCAGAAUUUAGGCCACAACUUUAUUGAUUACAGAAAGUGACUGCUCGCAUAGGCUCUGGUUCAACUAGCUCCCUGCCAUGCAGGUAGCACUGACCCAGGGCACCAGCAUAGGUCAGCCAAGGGUGAACACCUGGAUAAGAGAAAAGCUGGGAACGGCCAACUCCUCCACCCAAAUGUCCCCCUGGACUCAGGCACGGGCACAACUCCCUCACAGGGGUUGACAAAACCAUCGAGUCCCCGAAUUCCUUUAACGGAAUAUCCUUCACAUAGGGAUGGCGAGAGCGUUCUCUCAUCCCUGUCACCUGAACCAGAGCCUAUCCUCAACCUUACAAGUUGUGAUGAUUUGCUACGUGGCAGGUGAAACCCAAAUGGCAACAGCCAAUCAGCCAAGUGGGGGAAAUUCCUGCCGUGCCCCUGUCCCAACGACAGACGUCACAUGACGGCAUAGCAAGGUCAAGUGCAAAGCCCUAAAAGUAGGGAGAGGUGGGUGGGUGUUCCGAAUGCACGCGCCAAAAGAGGAAGCUCUGGGUCACAUGCAUGGGCAUAAAUAGGUCCCUUGAACCGUCUGGACUGCGUCCCAUUGGCCAGAUUGUACCCAGCUUGAAGGGACCUACCAAUCAGGUGUUGUGGCUAACCAAUUAUACCCACCCGCAACACAGGGUGUCGGUUGUCCAGGUCUCACCACAAUACGUGCCCUCUUUAAGGGAGGCCCCGAUUUGUUGAAUUUCUUUCUCUUUUGCUACUGCUAAAGAGACCUGGGCUGGAUCUACACUGACCUUUUUAACGUUAUUAGAACAAUAUUAGAUAUAUCGUUCUAAAAUGUCACAGGACAUACUAGUAAGUUGAAAACGUUCCUUACCUUUUUGUGUGUGUGUUGUCAAAAAACAGUUUCCCUACCGCCGGUUGCUCUGCAGCGCCCUCUGGUGUCACGUUUUAAUAACGUAUCAUUCACAUUACAAGCGAAAAACAUAAUAUGUCCAUCUAUGUUAUAAAAACCAUUCCUUAUAAACCAUGAGUGUAGAUCUGCCCUAAAGAGCUCUGAAAGGGGAAGGGGAAAGGUGGCCACCAUAAUCGCAGGGCCCUUUGCUAUACUCCCCAGGCAUUUGUAGAACUUCAUGAACUGGUCAUGGACAGGAACAACGAGCUUCGCUGGAUGGAGGCUUCUCACUGGAUCAACCUGGAAGAGGAUUUUGAGGAGAUGGGGCACUGGGGACGACCACACCUCUCCUAUUUGAAUUUCCAGAGCCUUCUGGAGGUGCGCAGGGCUUUCAGCAAAGGUGAGGGAAAUUGCUGUAAGGUUUGUGACUGUUGUCACUCUGUAGCAUUGCGGAAAUGCAGCAUUUAUGUAUGAAUUGGCCCUCAGGUUGAGCACAGGCAAUCAUUUUUAGGAGCUGCUCUGCUUGCCUACAACACAUAGGCAAACACACCUACCACUUCCAAUUCCCUCUCGCCUAAAUCCUGAUUCUAUGUUAUUUGUCCUUGCAAAGGGGAAGAUAUAAAAAUUCCAAAUGGCCAUGUUGUUUUGCCCCAGAAGAGAUGUCCCUAGGAUAAUUUUGAAGACCCUGUCCAGGGCCCCACAAAACAGGGGUUAUCUCUUUCAGUAAAGUUUAAUAUUAAUAUAUAUAUAUUUAAGAUAGCUUAGGGGAAAAAUAUGUUCCAACCCAUUCAACAGCAUGAGCAUAACCUUGCUGAAAAAUCUGGAUUUUCUGAAAUAAGAGUGACAAUUUGUUGGAGGAACUAAAUAGUCAUCUGGAAAGAUUCCCAAAUCCUCUUCCUUUGUACCUUUGAAAUUUUAGCAGGCAUAUCUUCUGAAUUGUCAGGUUUCAGCCAGUGUGUUCCUUCUUUCUACUCUUCUAGGAACUGUUCUUCUAGACCUGCAAGAGAAGAGCCUAGCUGGGAUUGCCAAUCAGAUGCUUGAUGAAAUGAUCCAUGAAGGGAAGAUCAAGCCGGAUGACCGAGAGUUAGUCUUAAGGACUCUCCUCCUUCAGCACAGGUACACUUCCAAAGCACAGCACCAAGUCAGGGGGUGAUCCCGUUCCCUCCCUGCUGCCUCCAAAUUCAGCCAGAGUGCAGGAGUGUGUCCAUGUCAUAUGUGGUUUUUGUGCCACUUAGAGAGUCUCUAGAGUGCAGUGUGUUGCGGAUAACCCCAGGUGCACUGGCGGAGGAAGAGGAGUGCGGGGGGAGCGCACCGCCCCCAGCAGCGUGAUCACGGCAGGGUGCCAUCGUGGCUGCUCCCCCCCACGCUGGGCACCACGCCCCCACAGGCGGAGAGUCACACCCCCGCCUUCUCUCCACCCCCUGAUGCCGGAGCAUGAAGCUCCGCCACUGCCCAGACAUCCUCCUGAGCUUGAAGCAGGGGCAGGGAAAUAGCCUCACAAUCAUUUAUGAGGGUUUGGAAGCUCAACACUACAGAGACAAUACCUUUCCCAGCUAGGGCUGGGCCUCAUCUGCUCCAUCUUGUGUGGGGUGCUGAGCCUACUGAAUAUUGGCUCCCAACUCCUCUGACAGUUUCACAUGUAUCAGUUGCCUGUGAAUGAAACCAGUAAUAAAGUAUUUAUUAAUUUUAAUUAUUUACUGGAUGCCUGCUUGUCCGAGGUCCUAGAAAUUAAACUUUUCUCCUUCCCUCCCUGCCCCUUCUUUCUUGGUUCCUUCCCCUCCCCUCAUUUAUUCCCCCCUUUGUCCAGUCACCCUGAUGAGUCUGCUUCAGUGGGGACUCUUCUGCCUGGGCGGCUGGACAGAACUGAUGGCCAGGACUCAGGACAGCCACUUCUGCAAGAAUAUCACCAGAUUGAGAUGAAGACCUUCCCUGCUGACUCAGAGCAGGUAAGACAACUUUCAGUCAGUGGGUUUAGGAGAUGGAGAAGACCAAUCUUGUGAACUCAACUCCAGGAACUCUGGGACUUGAACCAGAAUGGAGUCACACUGGGUUAAGGCUGGAACCAAUUUGUGAUCAGUCCUUGGAGCCCUCUUCAGGUACAGAAGAGCACUUACAACCCACUGUUCAUUUGUAAAUCAAAAGCCUUUCGUUUUGUAUGCCUGUUUGGCAUCAUAAGAUACUGAUGCUCUGUCCUCCGAAGAAUGCAUGCAGAUUAAUAAGAGCACCUUUACUCAGAAGUAAGCCCCACUGAGUUCAAUGGGAUUUUCUCCCUGCUAAGUAUACUUAGAGUUGCAGCCUGAAUCUGCAAAAGUUGUCAUUAAAAAAAAUAAAAUUAAAAUUUGGAAACAGGAAUACAAAAAUUGAUAUCAAAUACCUUUUUUAUCAAAGCUAAAAAGCUAAUCUAAAUAAAAAGACAGACCAGAAAGGGAAAGAGAGAAAGAGAUAGAAAGACAGAGAAAGAAAAGAGGAAAAGGAAAAGAAAGAAUAUAUAUCUGUCAGCUAUAUAAAAAAAUUAUUCAACACAUCCACUUCAACAACAUCCCAACAAAUCUACUUUUUAUAAACCAACAUUAUCUUCCAUCUUCAAACCCAAAUGUCAUGAGUGCAUUUUCUUUUCCACACAAAAAGGCUAUAAGAAGUUUCCAGUCUUUAGUAAUUGUUGGCAACGACUUUUCUCUGAUUAAACAUGGUAACUUUGCCAUCUCAGCUAAAUCCAGUAAUUUUGACAACAGUUUCUACAUUGUAGGUAAUUAUGAGUUUUCCCAUCUUUGUGCAUAUAAACGUCUCGCUGCUGUAAUCAUAUAUUGAAAAUGAAGUUCCAUAGCCUUUUUCUAAUUAUAAAUUCGCAAGUCCUAAAAAGGAAAAGUUGUUUUCAGGGAAGGGUGAGUGCAAAUAUAUAUGCAUUCUGAAAGCAGAUUUCUGUUCCAAUGGUCAAUACUUGCAUCAUUUAUUUUAAAGAAAAACUAGUACAUUAUUUAAAAACAACAAUAAGCCAAGACCCCCUCCAAACACAGCAGAUCUUCAUAUAAACACGAUAGAUUUGGAGUUGACAUUCACGUGCUGAGACCAGAGGAAUAAACGACUGAAAAUUCUAAUUCAUUCAUAGAAAUGAAAACAUCGUAUUCUCAGAAUCCCCCAUUUUGAGGGCAGCAACGGAGCACAUACUGUGAGAUGAGCUUGGGCCAUGUCAACCUGCCUCAUGACCUUGGGGGUUAACUGCUUGCUUCUCUUGUUGCAGGAAGGCUCAAGUGGUGGUAUUAAGAAGCCACUGGCAGAUAAGAUCCCAUCUGAUGCAGAAGCGACACUGGUCCUGGUUGGUAAGUACUUUUAACAUGUGCAAUGGCACUGUUGGGACUGGACGUUGGGACCCUCAUAGCCCUGGGACCUUCAAAUUGUGCCCGAGAGCUAGAAGCAGCAACACAUAUACAAGGAAGGGUAGAGCUUUGGCAGGGUGAGAGUGGCAGUGAGGUGAGCCAAUCAGACACCACCUAUGGGGUUGUGGAGGGGCCAAUGAGAGUCUUCGAGCAAUGAGGGGAGGCUAGGCGAGAGAUCAUGGUGGCCAUUUUGGGUGCCAUGCUCUCACUCUGUGCUCUCAUUCCCCAAAAGUGCUUUGGGGGGGCUGCAAUUUGCGCAACCACCAGCAAUGCACAUUUUGGGGCAUCACAUGAGAUUGCACCCAAAAAAAGCACUGGGGAGGGCAAGAUCAUAAUGCAGGCCAUGUAACUAACCCAGGAGCACAUCUUGAAAGACGCAUGUCCUGGUUUUUGACCUGAAAAAGUUGGGCAGUAUGGAUUGUGUGACUGCCCCAAUACCAUCAUGAACACAAAUAAUAAAGAAUACCUAAUAAACAGAAUGUCUGGAGGGCUCCUUUCUCAGAAGUCCCCAGAUAUUGAAGGAACAUUGAAUGGGACCCAGGGCCUCAGUAGUCUGUGUUAGAGCUACCCUAUUUAACCACAAAAGACUAGCAAAAGCAUUUCUCUGCUCCCAGCUCCACCUUCCUUGUUCCUUUCUUUCCUCUUUCUUUCUUUUUUUAAUAAAAAAAAUUAACCAAAUUUAAAAUCACAAAAAAAUUUAACCAGAUUCAAAAUGUCUGUCCAGCAUAGCCUUAGACGUUUUGGGGUUUGAGAUGGAAAAUCCAAAAAAGAUGCUCCCUAUGGUUGCUACAAAUAUAUUCAUUUUUAAAACAACAACAACAACAACUGACAACUUGCUGGAGUUUAAAAUUGCCACAAAUUUGCCCCUCCACCCUACAUAAUGGUAGAGCCAGUCCUGAUUCAAGCCAACAUGGGAUAGAAUAUAACUUCUUCCUUCUACAAGAUGUAUGCUAAUCUAGCAAGUUUGGGAGGAAGGAAGUAUGUUCUGGUUCUUGCUUGCCUUGUGCGUUUUGUCAGGGGGAGCCAUGUUUUUCCCUGGCAAAAACGCUGCUUCGCUUCUCUAUCUGGCUUAGCCAAACUCAUUUGCAGACUUUGCUCACUUUGCUGUCUCUUGUUUUCUUCCCCUGUCCCUAUUCUCUUCCACUCCAUCUCCCUUUGCCUCUGCCUGGAUCCCUUCCUUUCCUGCACAUGGUUUGUGUUUCUUUUUCUUUCUGUUUCUGUGCCAAGCCCCCUAAAUGAUGCCCCAUACCCAUCCAUCCUCCCUUCAGGCCGUGCCAGCAUCGUGGACCAUCCCACUCUAGCCUUUGUGCGCUUGAAGGAUGCUGUACAACUGGACUACGUUCUGGAGGUUCCUGUGCCUGUCCGAUUCCUCUUUGUGGUUCUGGGCCCAGAUUCCCCUCACGCCAACUACUACCAUGAGAUUGGGAGAGCCAUCUCAACAAUGAUGUCCGAAAGGGUAAGUUGGAACCCUCCUUAGCUUCAACUUGCCCAAGAAAGUACAGUGGUACCUCGGGUUACAGACGCUUCAGGUUACAGACUCUGCUAAUCCAGAAAUAGUACCUCGGGUUAAGAACUUUGCUUCAAGAUGAGAACAGAAAUGGUGCGGCAGUGGCACGGCGGCAGCGGGAGGUCCCAUUAGCUAAAGUGGUAUCUCAGGUUAAGAACAGUUUCAGGUUAAGUACGGAGCUCCAGAACAAAUUAAGUUCUUAACCUGAGGCACCACUGUAGUUGGAAUUUCCUUUCAUGGAAGGAAGGAUUGUCUAGGUUAGGCAUGGGGAACUUGUUGCUUUCCAUGUGUUGUUUUCCAUCACCUCUGACCAUUUUGCCAUGCUAGCUGAGGCUGGGAGUCCAGCAACAUCAUUCUGCAGGGCCACAGGCUUUUCCCAUCCCUGUUUUCAGAUCUAGAAUUUCCCUGCAUCUGCUCAUUCAACUGAGUAUGGUAGACAGAAGCACUCAUACUUGCGUUGUAAGCUUAACUUAACUCUUAUGGAAAAACAGGAGCUAAAAGUGUUAAAAGUAGCAUGUUAAAUUAAACAAUGUGGACCUGGCCAUGUGCCACAAGCCAUGUCAUCAUUCAGGACACAGGAAGAUCCUGUGGAAAUUCACCCCAGGAACUGCCCCUUUUAUGUACCCUCCCAAGCACAACAUUUGCCUCCCUGAGUCUCCAUGUUUUUCCUUCUUCCCUGACUAGGUGUUCCGCCUUGACUCCUACAUGGCAGGAAGUAGGCAAGACUUGGUGAAGAGCCUGGAUGCAUACCUGGACUGUUGCAUCGUUGUCCCGCCCUCUCAUAUCCAAAGUGAAACGCUCCUUAAGUCCUUGUUCCCAGUGCAGAAGGAGCUCCUGCGAAAAAGGUACCGGCCAGAGGAGAGGACGGAGCUCACCAAACAGCUUGGUAUGUAUGAAUCACUGUGGGGUGAUCUGCAGGGAACUUUGCCUGAUCGCUACCAAGCAUACCUAGGGAACCUAGGAAGCUGCCUUAGGCUGAAUCAGAUGAUUCUCUCAUCUAGCUCAAUAUUGCUUCCACUAAGGGCCCAUCCAUACUUACAUUUUGCCCCACACUUUCUAAGCACAGGUUUGUGCUUUCCUGGUCCAUGGCCAGGCACUCCCCCGCCUCCACUGCUUUCCCCAGGAAAACCUGCUCUUUGACGCGGAAUUGGAACAAACAGCACCUCAGGUUUUCAGUGGAAUUGUUGUCUGCAGUAAAGAGAGGGUUUUCAUAGGCAAAGCACCGGGGCAAAACAAAGCACUUGGACACAGAGAUUCAAAGUGCAGACCUGCAAAUAAUAAUAAUAAUAAUUUUACCCUGCCCAUCUGACUGGGUUACCCCAUUCACUCUCGUCAGCUUCCAACAUAUAUAAAAACAUAAUAAAGCAUCAAAUAUUAAAAGCCUAGAAAUGCGACACAAAAGGGGGUCUGGAUGAGCCCUAAGUGGAAGUAGCCCUCCAGGAUUUCAGACAGGUCUCCUAACCUUACCUGGAGAUGCUGAAGAUUGAGCCUAGACCCUUCUGCAUGCUAAGCAGAUGGGCUCUCCCUGAACUAUGGUACUUCUCAGAUGUUGUAUAUUUGAAUAUCAUGUAGAGAGUUUUAAAUAUUAAGUAGAUUAGUGCUGAUGAAAAACACUAUGAACAUGCUCAGUGACAAAUGCCUCUUCGGGCUGUAGCCAAUAUUAGUCUCACUCACAGUAGACCUGUUAAUGCAAAGUUACUAAGUUAGGUUCGCUAAUUUCACGGGGCCUACUCUGAGCAGGAAUUAGUUCGCUACAACUCUAUAUUCUUACCUCCCAAGUUUGAUAGGUGAGCAGGGCCACCCAGCUUUCAAUCACCUGAUGUUACAGUGACAUCAGGCGACCUGUUAUCACCCAAACAGUUUGGUGUGUUUGUUCCCACAUGGCUUAAUUUCAUUUGAAGCAAUUUGAAACAUACAUAUUUUUAUACAUGUAUUUUUAUUGAUUUUCAGAAGUGUCUAAUAAACUCAUUUUGUAUGCAGGUUUGACUAAUGUACACAUUAAAACAACUUCUAAUAGAGUGCAUUUUUAACACUGUUUUUACUAAUAUAUUCAUUUUUAUGCAUACUUUCCCUUGAUGUAUGUAUUUUUGUAAACAUUGCUUGGUUGUAGAACUGCAUCGCAAAAUUCAGGUAAGUGAGAAUUUCAGAGGUUGGCUAUGCUUUGGUUCUCACAUUGCUUUGGAACCUGAAUUUGAUGGAUUCAGCUUUAAACAAGAACCAAAUAGAAUUCUUCAUCCCUGCAGCUGCCCCACACCUAUUGUCAUAGAUAAUGUCAGAUGUACGGCAGGUGUGUGUGGCUUUGCCAAACCUCCUCACAGGCCAAAUGUGGAGACCUGUUGUGGGGUUCCUCACUGCUGCCUGAAGUGCUUCCCACAAGAUUUGGGAUGAAACUCAUGAACUCCACAUAACGCAAAACCUAUGUUCCCAAAAAACGAGGCUUACAGCCCUUUUGAGGCCCCCAGUAAAACAUCAGUCCUCUUUUCCCUUCAUUCAUUCAGCCUUGUCAUUCCCUGUGUUCUUCUGUCUCAUCUAGAGCAAGAAUUGCAGGGCCAAGGCUUCAAGACUCCAGAAAAGGAUGAUGAUGACCCUUUGAGCAGGACUGGCCGACCUUUCGGAGGGCUGGUGAGGGACAUAAAACGCCGGUACCCCAAGUACCUCAGUGACAUCACGGACGCUCUCAAUGCUCAGUCUCUGGCUGCCGUCAUCUUUAUCUACUUUGCUGCCCUUUCUCCUGCCAUUACCUUUGGAGGCCUUCUGGGUAAGGGAGCUGGGGCUGCUCGCUGCACCCUGACAAGUAAUCACAAACUGGUUAUCAGUGGGGAAGUAUUGUUAUGAAAAUGAGGGAAAUAUUGCAUCAAACUGGAGUUCCCAGCAGCUCAGCACCACAUCCCCUCUUGAGUUUCUGCUGGACAAAACAGGACAGGAAGUAGAAUGACAUAAAGUUUCCCAGCAGGUUGGGCUAUGCUGGUUUGUUUGUUUUCUUCACAUCCUUCUCAUAUGUAGGUGGAGCAUGGCAGGGGCGAACAAAGGCUAACCGACACCCAUGGUGGGGCAAACCACCGGCUGCGCAUGCAUUGUGCCACUACGUACAACGCAUGUGUGGUGUCACUACAUAGGGCGCAUGUGCUGCAUUGCUACGUACAGUGCAUGCGUGCGACACUGGGUAUGUGUUGUGCGUAGUGGUUUGCUGCUAAGCGCCAUACGGACAGUAGUGGGAUCCUCUGCUCGCGGCUGCAGCAGCGGCAGAGGGAUCCUCUGGCUGUAGCGGCGAGGGAGGGAUCCCACCGCCAUCUGUACAGCGCUCAGGCGGUGCCGACAGCAAACCGCUAUGUACAGCACAUGUGCGGUGUCACUACGUACAGCGCAUGCAUGCAACACCAUGCAUGCGUUGUACAUAGCGGUUUGCCACUGGUGCUGCUCAAAAGCCGUAUGGACGGUGGCGGGAUCCUCUGCUCACGACUGCAGCCACGAAUGGAGGAUCCUCCACAUGCAGCUGCGGUGGCGCGAUGGCUGCUCAUGCUGCUGUGCCCAGGGGUGGCGGGGUGAGCACCCUGUCGGGUGCCUUCUUGUCACCCCUCCAGACAUGGCACCGGGGGGUGCCAUCCACCCCCCUUGCAACACCACUGGGACUUGGCCACAUGAACAACAGCUAGAAAAUUAUGCCAGAAAAACCCUAUUAGAGGCUACUUCCAUGUCUUGCUUGCUGACUGAUUUGCUUAUAGAACAGUUUUAUGCCACUAUUCCCAUAAGCAAUGCUCCAAUGUAGCUUACAUGUAAAGUAAAUAGUUAUAAAAGCAAUUUAAAGCACAAAAACAUCUGUAUCACCUUUCCGCCGCAGGCACUCCUAUGCUACUGAUCUUCAACUGUGUGAAAUUUAUUUUUUGACAUUUAUUUUAUUCUUUUAAUGGCUGGAUGCUGGCAAACUAAGAGACCUUGGUGACAUCUCCUCCAGCCAGGGGAUCAGGGAAGAACAAGAAAGAUAUACUCUAGCACACCUUCCGGAAAGAUCUCUAGCUUACAUUACAAAGCAGAUACUUAAUAGACCUGGUUAUUUACUUAGAAAGGAAAAUAGUUUGACCAUUUUAGCAGUCGCCCCCUUCCUGGUUGUUGUUUCUUUUGCAGAAUCCUGUCUUACAGCUAUAAAAUCACAGGGCUGGAGGGGACCCUGAAAACCAAGGCCACCCACAACCCCAGACGCAUUACAAUAAUUAAGGCUGGUGAUAUAUGGCAUUUGUUAAAUAGGACUUAAAGGGAUUUUUGCUCAUGGUGUGUGUCCACUCAUGUCACUUUCAGCUUCGACAAGCAGGCUUUUGUUUUGUUAUCAACAGCGAGACAAAAGAAAUAAGGAUGUGCCUUGAGAGGUUAAACUUCUCUUAAGAAGAAGCAUUGUCUAUCUCCAGUUCAAAAAAUUUCAGCCCUCUUACUGAUGUGCCAGUUAGAUCUCUUAAGUUUCUUAAAGCAGGAAACACCCCAGGUUUGUUCUUUCUUGCCGAUAAUCUGCUGUUGCUUCCAGGUGAGAAGACUGACAAGCAGAUGGGAGUAUCUGAGCUUCUGAUCUCCACGGCAGUCCAGGGCGUCAUCUUCUGCUUGCUUGGAGCUCAACCUUUGCUUGUGAUUGGCUUUUCUGGCCCCCUCCUGGUCUUUGAAGAAGCCUUUUAUGGGGUAGGUAUCCUGCUAUAAAUAACAUCCCUGUUGAAUGAUUACUUGUUUCAACACACUGAAAAGCUUCUUUAAACUUAUGCAGUCCCCAGAUCCACCCUGCCAAUCAAUGGAGAUCACCUGUCCAUUCAAUGGUUACCAUAAGAUGUAGUGAGGACCAUUACAGUAGUUUACAUUGCUUUUAAAACAGGCGAAUUCGAAAUGGAGGACAGUUCUAUUAUUCAUGGUCAUUAGCUGUUACAUGAAAUGGAACUUCCAUGUUUGCAGGCAGUAUAUCUCUCAUUACCAAGAACAGCAUAGAACCCUAACCACUUUCCAGGUGGUUCUAGCUGAUCACAGAUGGAGACAGAAUGCUAGAUUAGGCAGCUUUUGAUCCAGUAAAACCAUUCUGCCUGAGCGUUUGCAGGUAUAUUUCCAUAACCCUAAGACGGGGUGGGGAGCAUCUUGCCCUCCAGAUGUUGUUGGACUUCUUAGCCAACAUGACCAAUGAUCAGGGAUGGAUGGGAGCUGGGAGUCUAAAAACAUUCACAUUCCUAUCAUAAAUGGUAGAAACUUGCUUCCUUUUAAAAGAACAAAGCUCAGAUUCUUAAGAUGUUGAACCUCACAUGUACCAAACUCUGCUUGCUUGUUGUGACCAGAAGCACCUGUGCACUAUACAGUGGUACCUCGGGUUACAUAUGCUUCAGGUUACAUACACUUCAGGUUACAGAGUCUGCUAACCCAGAAAUAGUGCUUCAGGUUAAGCACUUUGCUUCAGGAUGAGAACAGAAAUCGUGCUCCAGCGGCACGGCAGCAGCAAGAGGCCCCAUUAGCUAAAGUGGUGCUUCAGGUUAAGAACAGUUUCAGGUUAAGAACGGACCUCCAGAACAAAUUAAGUACUUAACCCAAGGUACCACUGUACACAGACCUGGCUAUAAAUGUCUAUGCAGGUUUCACAGGAGGAACGGGCUACAAGAUUUCAGCAUGGCCCGUGUAGUGUAUCACAAGAAGGGCCAAUGCUCUACAUUCUGGAUAGCUGUUUAAUUCCAGAGCAAGUUCAGCUGAGGGGGAAAGAACCAUCAACAUCUCACUAGCUUCUCCUUUGCUUUCCUCUCUGCACCCUACCCGUUUCUCUCUACACAGUUUUGUCAGAGUUUAAAGAUUGAGUACCAUCCGGGGAGAGUCUGGAUCGGCCUUUGGCUUAUAAUAUUGGUAUUGGUGGUGGUGGCUUUUGAGGGCAGCUUCCUGGUCCGUUACAUCUCCCGCUACACCCAGGAGAUCUUCUCCUUCCUCAUCUCCCUCAUCUUCAUCUACGAGACUUUCUUCAAACUCUACAAGGUAACAUGGCUUAUAUUUCAUUCUCCCUCCCUUCCUUUGCUUUUGUGAGGGAGCAGCUUUGCUGGCACAAGGAACAGGCUGCUUCAUGGCCACAGGGUUCCUCAAGACCCGUGAGGCAGGGCUGAAAGUUGGUCCGUCAUGGCCGUGUUUGAGCACUGAGCUGUACAUAGUACCUAUUUUCCAUUGUCCCAUGUGUGGCUUGGCUUCCUUUGUGCUUGAAUGCUGGAUCCUGAGAGAUUUGGGGCCCAUCCACAUUAUCAUUUGUCCAAGAGGCAUUAUUAUUAUUAUUAUUAUUAUUAUUAUUAUUAUUAUUAUUACAUGGACAGGUGGAGUCCCCCUAACCCCAGGCAACCCCCGAGCAGAAUAAUGACUCAAGAAAAUGCGCUAUGGGAUUAAAAUUGCCGCAACUUUAUUAGGUUUCAGAUGUAGGGAGACCUUGGCUCAGGCAUUGGGCAUUUAUCCUUCCCAGUCCCCAGCCGGGGAUCUGGGAGACAUCAGGGUUAUCCAGCAUGUGUGGGGAUUGGGCUGGCUCUGGAGAAUAUAUGUUCAGGCAGAAAGCCCGCCCCCCGUUUCGCCGCCAUUGCAGGGGAGAGCAAUGACAACCUCUUGGCAUAUGGCCAAUGCCUCCCCUCAAAACGACCCCUUUAACGGGGAACUCUGGGAUCACCACCACAUGGGGGGGUGAGUCACUGCUUCACGCCCCCCCCCCCAUUUAGGAAGCUAGACUAAAGGAUUCUGCCCAAGGCCUGAAACCGCCACCCGAGGCCACAAGAUCGCAGUCUUGACACCAAAACUACCUACACCUGAAAAGGCCCUUUGCCAUCCGACAUCCAUUCCAAAAGCCCAUGCCUAAUGUCGCUCAGUCAAUUUCAGCUCUGUGACCAGAAAUCACAGGGUAAAUGGAAGUGUGGCUGGGCUCUUGGUCUUGAGUUCUGAGAAUGAAAAAUGACCCGUCUUCAGACUUUUCAUGUUGUCUUCAGGCAGACCGCACCAUACAGUUAAAGCACAUGACUACCCUCAAAAAAAAUCCUGGAAACUGUAAAUUGUAUGGUCCAGAGCUUGGAGUUUCAGCUCUGUGACUGAGGAAACUACUUCCUCCCAAAGGAGCAUGGGGAAGCUCAGGCCCAAACUGUAUGUUACAAGGAACACACAGCAUCUUCCUUACAAUGUUUUGUUAAAGACACAUGGUAUGCGUGUAAGAAUGUAAGACAUGUUUAUGAAGCUGCCAUCUAGUGGCCAAAAGUGUUUCUUGAGGAAAAAAUUGGAACUGAGCAUGCCUAUGCCUUUGGGAGUGGUUCCAAGAUGGAUGUCAAACUAAAAACUAUAUAACAGAAACCAAGAUAUUAAACCACUUAUUGUUCAUUAUAACUCUCACAGCUUGCUCGGUUUCUGCCUGCCUCACUCCAUUUCAGAGCUUGAUGGUGUCAUGCUGCUUCUUUAAUUAACCAUUGUCUCGGAGGCAAUAUGUGAAGAACGGCAGCUGUGUUUCAUGUUAGUCAUUUGCACCUCAAGCAUCUUUCUCAGUGUUCUCCAUCCCAUUGUUUUGGGUCAUCAGGUGAGCAAGAGACAGGACUUCGAGGUUCUCAGAUCUUAUCCCCACAAGCUUUUUUUGAACCAAAGUUGCAAGGGUUUUUUUAUCGCAAAUAUACAGUCAUUUGCGUGUUUGUUCCCUGUGGCAACCAGCCCUGCCACAUUUAUUCCCAUUUUACAGAUGGAAAAACCAAGACAGGGAGGCACAAGACUUUAUCCAAAGCCACCCACUAAGUCCAUAAGCGAACAGUGUAUCUCCCACAUGCAUUAAUAUGUGCUCUGUUAAUCUCAAUUGAUGUUCCCUGUGUAUUAUUGCAUUUCUACUACUGAGAUGUGUCCUUUUGUCUCAGCUUGUUACACCGUUUCCCCCCCUCUCCACUGCCCCCAAAUCUUUGACCAUGCAUAACUACAUAUUAUGACGACAGUGACACCUUCUACAGUCUCCACCUUCUGAAAUCCUCUAGAAUUGCUAUAGGUAGCCCCUCCUCUCCCUCUGCCCCUCCCUGGUAACAAUUUGGCCACAGGAAGCGAGGCUGUCAUGACAUGGUUUCCAUAGAAACUGAAGAGCAGAAGCAAAAAAGGAGAGAUUGAAAACAUGUAGGAAGAAGGGAGAAUGAAAUGGAGCUCUUGCAAAUGUUUAGAAAUUAGACUGGGUGGACUAAGUGCAUAGGAGACGAGCCUUUCGGAGACAGAUGUUUGAAGGAUAAGCAGCAGAAAUGUGAGGCAAGGACCUAAGAACAGGGGCAGAGGUUUCAACCUUGAGUCCCUGUUAGCAUUGUGGCCUGCACAAUAUAUUUUUGUUACUUAUUUUAUUGACUAAAUUUGUAUGCCUCCCUUCAUCCAAAGAUCGCAGGGCGGUUCACAACAUAAACUAGGCCUGAUCUAUGUUUGCAGCGGAGUGAAGGGCUAGAGAUCUGAGGUAGCAGAAUUUGCGGUAUGAUUUCAGACUGAAGGUGGAGGGACACUUCUUUCUUUCUUUUACACGAUGGGGAUUCAAAAUGGUACCCCACUGCCUGUAUUCUAAAAUGGUGCAGUCGACUCUUUCACCUCCCUCUGCUUCAUAUGUAGACCAGGUCUAGGACUUACUUGUGUGCUGCGGGAGAAAGGGUAGGAAUUAUUUUGUUGCAUGUAACAACAUGAUUUGGGUGGUGGUGUGGGCACGUGUGCUAAUUUUAGUUGGCUGUGUUGUAUGGCAUCUCAAGUCCUUCCCACUGUCCAUUCCACAUUCUAACACAUCUUCCCUCUUACAGAUUUUUGAGAAAUUCCCUCUGCAGAAAAACUAUAACAACACCGUUCUAAAUGGGGAUCCAGACUAUCCUGUACCCAACACAGCCCUGCUUGCCCUUAUCCUCAUGGCAGGAACGUUUUUCAUCGCCUUUUUCUUGCGCCAAUUCAAGAACAGCAGUUUCUUUCCUGGCAAGGUAAAUCCUACAUUACACAAGUGAAGUAGGACUUUGGCAUGUUUGGGGAUUUUGGAAGGGGACGGCUUAAGUCUGUGCCUGCACUAACAAGUUCGUUCUGUCUCUGUAUAAUGGCCAACCUACAACUGGAUUUAAAUAGCAAAGGGUGGACUUCAAACUGAAGCAACAAGACACUGGGAGAAGUAUUUUGGUCAGCAAUUUGGUUUAGAAUAAAUGGGGCUUCCUUAGUAUUCUUACCACAUUGUACCUGAAGUAUUAAAAAGUAAUAAACAGAGCUGCAAUGUUUCAUCAGUUAGAUUAAUCAAUUUAUAACGUGCCAACUGAUUGGAAAGCAGAUUUUACAUUUUUUGUUGUUAUUUUUAUCACAAGUACUUAUAAAAAGCGGAUAUGGCAGGUGCUAUCUUUUAAGAAGCAUCGCUUCUGAUAUUAGAGAUAAGAAGGAAAGCCUCUUCUAAUAUACUUGCUGCAAUAGAUGUGUGCAUCAUCUAAAACCAAAAUAUACUUUUUUUUCAUAAGGAAGUUGAUGCAUGUUUAAUCCAUUAAUCACCUCAUCAACUAAGUUUUCUUUAAUCAUCAUCAUCAUUUUAUUAUUUGUACCCACCCAUCUGACUGGGUUGCCCCCAGCCACUCUGGGCAGCUUCCAGCAUAUAUAAAAACAUAAUAAAACAUUAAAAACUUCUCUAACCAGGGUUGCCUUCAGAUGCCUUCUAACGGUUGUAUAGUUACUUAUCUCCUUGACAUCUGAUGGAGGGCAUUCGACAGGGUGGACAUCACUACCAAGAAGGCCCUCUACCUGGUUCCUUGUUAACCUCACUUCUUGCCUCACCGCCAGAAGGCCCUUAGAGUUACAUUAGGCAUAGAAUUCAACAUAUUAAAAACCUGUUUUGGUAAAAACCAAGCUAGCUACUAGCUCUUGAUGCUGCAGAGGCACAUGUAAAAGUGUAUGGGCAACAACUGUGAAAUCUCAGAAGCCAAAAAGGAGAAAAAACAGGAUUUCAAGGAAACAGACAGGGUUGCCUCCACAGCCCUUUCAUUCCAGUGACUAAGGCUACAAUACUAUGCACACUUACAUGGGGAUAAUUCCCCCUCGGAACCCAGUGGAUUUAACUUCCAGUUAAAAAUGCGUAACAUUGUGCUGUAGCCUACCAUAGAAGUAGCAUAAAUUUUACCAGUGUAAGCAAAUGUGCUUAAAAUGCAAAAUGGUGAUGAUUAUGAUGAAUUCAAUUUAUAUACUGUCCUUUAUCAAAUGAUCCCAGGGCCGUAUAUAACAUCAAAACACAUUACAGAACAUAAAAAGCACCAAAAUAAAAAGCAUGCUGACAGAACAGCUGAAUAUGACUUGCAGAAUUUGGUGCAGCUGUGGUAUGAAAUUGUUUUGACUGCAGAAUAUGCACAGCCCAGUGUAUCAGUCAUAAUAUAUUACUAAAAGGGUUGCUGGUGCAGUUUCUAAGUUUGUCCCCCCUUUUAGCUGAGUCUAAACGUUCCCUUAUCAACAUUGAGGUCUGUAAAUCACCCAUCAAAAACAGUCUCUGGCAGUAUUACCCUUUUUUUUUAAGUUCCACACUGUUUGCAUGUUUGAAGUGGAAGGUCAUAUUUCUCAUAAUCAGAUCAAAACUUUUAAAACUGAAUUAGUUAUAUUUCCUUUGUCUCCAGGGUCAGUGUGGAUGCCUGCCCUGGUAGCUGAGAACCUCUGUUCUAUCUCAUUUCCAAAGAUUCAGCUGGUCUUAUUCACCUCUCACCUCCAGCCCUAUAUUGCUGAAUUAAUGUGGUUCUUUCUUACUUCUUGUUUUUUUUACAGAUCCGCCGUGUGAUUGGUGACUUUGGUGUCCCUAUAGCCAUCUUCCUCAUGGCAUUGGUAGACUACUUUAUUGAAACCACCUAUAGUCAGGUGAGUAGCUGGUCACUAUCAGUAGCACCCUCUCCUUCCUUCUGUUUAAGUCCAGUGGAUUCCAGUUUUUGAUAUCCUUUCCAAGCAGAAAAAAUGAGCACUGGCUCACUUUCCUGUCUGGGGUUGUCAACCUAAAAUAAUGUGGCGCUUCCUGCACUGGGGGCCAACAGAACUAGAGUUCAUCCGUAUUCAUUUUGCUUGUUUCCUCACAGAAACUGAAAGUCCCCAAAGGCCUUGAUACCACCCAUUCAACAAGGAGCUGGUUUGUUCAUCCACUUGGAGAAUUUGGGAUGUUUCCCUGGUGGAUGGCGCUCGCUUCCGUUGUGCCAGCCCUCUUGGUCUUCAUCCUCAUCUUCUUGGAGUCACAGAUCACCACGUAAGGAAUUUGGAGAGUGUAUAGGAAAGAAAAGCAGCCACAAGGGUCAAGUUUUGUAUCUACUGCAGUGAGGGUGUUGCUAGGUACUUGGGACUUGGGUGGCGCUGUGGUCUAAACCACUGAGCCUCUUGGGCUUGCCGAUCAGAAGGUCAGCGGUUUGAAUCCCCACGACGGGGUGAGCUCCUGUUGCUCUGUCCCAGCUCCUGCCAACCUAGCAGUUCGAAAGCACGCCAGUGCAAGUAGAUAAAUAGGUACCACUGCAGUGGGAAGAUAAACAGCGUUUCUGUGCACUCUGGCUUCCAUCACGGUGUUCCGUUGUGCCAGAAGCAGUUUAGUCAUGCUGGCCAAAUGACCCAGAAAGCUGUCUCUUUAAUAAAAACUAAUUCAUAAACAACAAAAAAGGUUUAUUGAUAAAUAUUUUAUGAGGUUUUUUGAAAGAGCAGACACCAAUACAGAUUUGAAUAAUAUUUACAUAUGCUAAUUUAUAAGCAUAGCUGCAAACUUAAGUCAGAGAAGAAAAACAAGCUUUGUCUCCUGCUGUGAGGGUUACUCUGAGCUAUGGCAUGCCAAUGUGAUUUUCUACACCUAGUAUACUUAUAUGUGAAUUGGACACCUCCAUCCCACCUGAAUUGCUUUGGCAAUAAAUGCUUCUUAUGGGCAUGUUAAAAAGAAAACAGGAUCACUCUCUCACACACACAUGCACUACCUUCCCCUCUCCAUCCAGCUGUUGUAUGUGCCUCUAGGCAAAUACAAGUCUCACUGGCAUAAAAGACCCAGUGAAGCCCCUAUCAAUGUCCCUGUACGCAGAUGCCACUUUGAGUUGUCACCUGGUAGCAAUGCUUAGUUAUAUCACGGUUGUUGGGAUGUCCAAUUUGUCAUAGAAUCAUGUCAAAUAAAUAUUGGGUUGUAUCCAAUGUUAGUCAUACCCAGAGUUGACCCAUUAGAAAUAAUGGGCAUGGGUAAACUAUUAAUUUCCAUGGUUCUACUCUCUGUGUAGGAUUUAGCUGCACGCAACCCACUUUCUUCUUCAUUUCCUCCCUGCCCUCUUCUUAUUAUUCUUCUUCAGGCUGAUUGUGAGCAAACCUGAAAGGAAGCUGGUGAAGGGUUCAGGUUUCCAUCUAGACCUGCUUCUAAUUGUUGGCUUGGGGGGUAUUGCACCCCUUUUCGGCGCACCUUGGCUCAGUGCCACCACGGUGAGGACUGUCACACAUGCUAAUGCCCUGACGGUGAUGUCCAAGACUACAGUCCCAGGGGAGAAGGCCCAUGUCCAGGAAGUCAAGGAGCAAAGGAUCACUGGCUUGCUGGUGGCCAUUCUUGUAGGUGAGUUCUUCUGUCGCAGAUUCCAAUUUUGGGGGUGUCUAGGGAUCAAAGUAGAUAUUAUUUACCUACAAAAUAAGUAUUUUUAUACUGCCAUCUCAUGAAAUAUCAGGGAGGUGUACAGUGUUGAAAUGUAGAAUACGAUCUAAAAAAAAUAAAAAAUACAGAUCAUUAUUACGGCGAGUGGCUAACACAAGAAUAUCUUUAAUAAAAACUAAUUCAUAAAUGACAAAAAAAGGUUUAUUGAUAUAUAUUUUAUGAGGUUUGUUGAAAGAGCAGACACCAACUAGGCAAUACUGAAGGCACCUGUCUGAUACACGAUUCUAUAUUGCUGCUGUUAGUGUUGUAAUACUAUUGGGUUUUUAGUAUUGUGCUCUUCGGAUGAAGGGUGGCAUAUCAAUUUAAUAAAUAAUAAUUUUAAUGUAAAAAAAAAAAGGUGAGUGGCUAACAAACAUUUAAACAGCUGCAAAGGCCUAUCUGCAUAAAAAUAUAUUCACAAGAUGCCUGAGAGUAAAAAAAUGAGGAUGCUUCCCAAAUCUCUGCUGGAAGAGUGUUCCAUUAGCAUGGGACUGGUGACACUAAAAGCCUGAUUUCUUGACCACCUGUCAAGUCUCUGAAACGCAAGUGAUAAGUAACAGUGCUCCUCUGGUUGAUCUCAGUGAUGUAAAGAGCUCAGGGGUUCCUUAGGUUUUCCUGGAGCCAAGUUGUUCAGGGCUUUGUAUUUCAGUGCCUUGAAUCCGGCCCAGUAGCAUAUGGGCAGCAGAAGUUCCUCUCAGGUGCCUGUUCCCAUCAACAGUGUCACUGCUACAUUCUGCCUGGAGCUUCUGGACCAGGCCCAACGGCAGCUCCACACUGAGUGUGUUGCAGUUAUCCAGUCUCGAGGUUACCAACACAGUUGCCAAGUGAUCCUGAUAAGGCCCUAAGCUGCUGUAUAGCUUUGGGCAGGCAUGUUUGCUCCCAUUUCUUCCCUGUUCUCUCAUAAAGCAGGGUGCGGCAAGGUGUCUAAUUUUCCCAUCGAAAGGAGCGCAGAGAGAUGAGAAGAGCUGAACAUCCCUCACCUUACUGCCCUGCACUCCUUUGCUUCCACUUAGGCACUUUUCUCUCAACCCAGCUCUCGCUUUUCACCAAAAACUUUAUCACUCACUUUAUACAUCAGGCGUGGGAACCCUGUGACCCUGCAUGUGUUGUUGUUGGACUGCAUCUCCCAUGUUUCCCGACUACUGGACAUAUCGGCUUGAGCUGAUAGGCCUUGGAGUCCAAGAACAUUUGGAGGGCCACAGGUUUACCCCGUGGUUAUAUAUGAAUGGGGCAGACACUGGAAAACCAUCCCACCCCCCAAUUUCUGCCCUGCCUCUUGUAGCUUGGCACUGUCCAGCUUUGUAUGAAAGAGGCAUGGAAGGGCUGGAUGAAAGAGGGGAAAUUAUGGGUUCAGUUUCAAACUAGUAUGAAUAAUCUGCUGGACUUGAUAGGUAGCAGAUUUAUGAAUGCCCUUGAGGAAAUACCUGUUCUCACAAAUCCUUAAUUCCCCCGUGGAUCUCAUUGCCGUGUUCUGAUAGUCUCUAGAAUAAGUUUAUUUUGAGAAGAACUGGAUAAAGCCAUUGAGGUGGCUACUAGGUCUACUAGCCAUGAUAAGAAGUGGUGCAACCCCCAUGCUUGGUGACAUCUUGAAAACCAGAUGCUGGGGAAAUAAUGAACAGGGGAUUAAUUAUCGCCAUCAAGUUCUGCUGUGGUAUCUUAACUUGUAACUCUUGGUAGACAGAACAGAGAGCCAGAUGGACAGUUGGCUUGCUGGGUGGUGAUUGUUGUUUGUGUGUCUUCCAAUUGGGGAGGAGAGCUCCAUUGGUGUCACCUUCCAGCUGAAGGCGUGCCAUCCUAAGUAACAUGUGCCAUUGCUUUUUACCCUCCUGCAGGCCUUUCCAUCUUCAUGGAGCCCAUCCUGAAGCUCAUUCCACUUUCCGUGCUCUUCGGCAUCUUCCUGUACAUGGGGGUGACAUCCCUAAAUGGGAUCCAGCUUUACGACCGAAUCCUUCUCAUGCUGAAGCCACCCAAAUACUUCCCGGAUGUGCCUUACGUUAGAAAAGUAAGCCCAGGGGAUCAGAGAAAGUAGUGCUUGGAGGUUCAGGGAGAGCUGUGGUGGACAAAACAGAUAAAUCCCCGCAGGGUAGGAACCCUACUGUUUGAAACAAUCAUAUGGGGUCCCUGAUAGUCAUGGAUAUACCUAAAGGCUUCAGUAGACCUGGUGAUCAGUUGUAGAACCUGGCCCUGUGUGUUAAUGUCAGGGCUCUAGCUGAAACUUGAAAAGUAUUCAGGAUGCCUCUGAGCAUGUAGAAAGUAUAUUUGCUUUGUCAAAUGAGUCACUCGUGGGAUAAGAGAGGGAAUGAAGUACUUUUGUGGCAGAAAAUAUAGUUUCCUGAAAAGCUGGAGCCUCUUUAGUUCUCCCCCCCCCCCAAUUGACCAUUCUUUUCUCUGAUCAUGAACCUAAAAUUUUAAGAAUCGUAGAGUUGGAAGGGGCCUGAUUUCAGCUUAACUCCAGCUGGAGGCUUGGAUCGAUAUGGGAUUCACCAUGGCUUAGUUCUGGAGUCUGUUUUCUGUGCCUUCAAACAGAACCAGAGGACAUGGGAGUCAUAACGAAGCACAAGAGUGCAUCUGAUAACAUGGCUGCCCAGUGAUACAGAGGAAGGGGGAAGGAAGGUUUGCUGGCGAGAAGAGGCAGAUGAUGGCCUCCAAGUAACAUUAAGGCCCGCCAUUCCAGUUUAGAACUUCGUUGCAAAGAAAAAUGCACUGAAAUAGCCCCAGGUGUGGCUGUAGCUCAGGGGUACAGCAUGUGCAUCACAUACAGAAACUUCCAGGUUCAGUCUCUUCAGCUAAAGAGGCCUUAGGUAGCAGUGCUGAGGCCUUGGAGAUCCAUGGCCAAUCAGAGUGAACCAGCACAGGCUAGGCGGUUUCAAUGGCCUCAAUCGGUGCUUGGCAGCUUCAUAGGAAGAUGCACACACAGAGAAAAGUUGAGGCAUACUGAAUGGUAUGACUUGGCCAUUUUAUUUUGACAGGAGGAUUGCUUCUGAACUUUCAGUGGUUUAACUGGGCUUCAUGAAUCGUAGAAUCAUGGAGUUGGAAGGGACCAUGAGGAUCAUUUAGUUCAACCUCCUGCAGUGGAGAAAUGUGAGGCUCAGACCCACGAGGGUCUCAUGCUCUACCAACAGAGCUGUCGGCUGAGAACCAUGCUUUCUAUCUGUCUACAGACCUUGGUUGUCAGGCGGAAGACAGGUAGACUGCUGACACCUCUGACUGUUUCUUGGGUCUUCUUCCUUUAAAGGUAAAGCCUUUGCGGAUGCACCUCUUCACCUUCACGCAGAUUUUGUGCCUAGUCUUGCUGUGGGUAGUGAAAUCCACCCCAGCCUCCCUCGCCUUGCCUUUCCUCCUCAUCCUGACAGUGCCUGUGAGACGCUACCUGCUGCCAUGUUUCUUCAGCAAUGUUGAACUCAAGUAUGUAAGUAUCGUUUGGCUGAGCAACAGUAGGUUUAGAUUCAGGUCUCUGCGUGGCCUAAAUAGGAAGAAGCAGGGGAACAGCUUGGGAUUUUUAGAGUGGUCCCUGUGGUAAAUGUUUGUUUAUAGAACCUGGAUUUCCCCCUAUUAGGUCACAUCCGCACCAUAUAUUUAAAGCACGCUGUUUCCCCCAAAGGAUCCUGGGAACUGUAGUUUACACCUUGCAAAGCUACCACUGCCAGCACUGUUAACAAACUACAGUUCAUCCUUUAGGAGAAGCCAUUUGCUUUACAUAUAUGCUAUGGGUGUUGUCCAUGCCAGGGAGGGGGAACCUAUGGCUUUCAAGAUGUGCUGAGACUCCAACUCCCAUCAUUUCUGGUCACUAGCCAUGCUGGCUGAAGGUCUUGGAAGCCUGGAAGUUCUCCAUUUCUGCUUUAUGAGGUGGUUUUCAAACCAUGUCCCAAGGAACUGUGGAGUGCUUUAGACGUGCUACAGGCAUUCCUCAAAUUGAAUAUUUGCGGGUGGCGCUGUGGUCUAAACCACUGAGCCUAGAGCUUGCCAAUCGCAACGGGGAGGGAAGGGGGGGGGGGAUAAAUAGGUACCACUCCGGCAGGAAGGUACACGCCGUUUCCGUGCACUACUCUGGUUUCGCCAGAAGUGGCUUAGUCAUGCUGGCCACAGGACCCGGAAAAACUGUCUGUGGACAAAUGUCGGCUCCCUCGGCCAGUAAAGCGAGAUGAGCGCCGCAACCCCAAAGUCAUUCACGACUGGACUUAACUGUCAGGGGUCCUUUACCUUUACCUUUUAAUGGCAGGCCACCUCUCCCUGAUCGCUUGCCCAUUACUACUGAUCUUCCUCUGCAUGGCACAGCUAGGAGAUGGAAGGGUUUGAGAUACAGGAGAUCCAAAAGGAAGUACUUCUCUACACAGCACAUAGUUAAACCUUGGAAUCCUCUACCACAAGAUGUGGAAGAGCACAUGUCUUGUGUCUUGAUAGCACAGCAGGGAAAGGGAGCCAUUGUCUGGGGCCUUGGAGAGUCUCUGCCAGUCAGAGCAGACAGUAUUAGGCUAGUUGGACCAAUGGCCUGUUUUGAUAUAUAACACAGCUUCAUGUGUAAUGACUGUCAAAGGCCACCUAGCCAUCCUUGACAGGCGAAAGACAUAUGUUUCUCAGAUCCAAGUAUAGUGCUCUGUUUGUUGGACCACCUCUAACGGUAUAUCUCUCCUCAAAUUUCCUUCUAGUUGGAUGCUGAUGAUGCUGAAGUGGAUUUUGAUGAGACAGAAGGCCGGGAUGUUUAUGAUGAAGUCCAGAUGCCUCUUUGAGCACACAGUGUGCUGCAUCCUUAUGACAGAUAAGGAAUGGAGAGCCCUCCCCCAAAACACCAGGCAAAAAACCCCAAACAAAACCAGAAUCUGGAGAACGUUUCCCCCUUAUGUAUGUUUAUCAGUAUACAAAAGUGGCAUACUGGUAAAUACCCCAUAG
Messenger RNA from Podarcis lilfordi (Lilford's wall lizard), 45181 nucleotides. The record is from the annotation of a GenBank genome assembly. NCBI's taxonomy places the organism in Eukaryota, Metazoa, Chordata, Lepidosauria, Squamata, Lacertidae.